Messenger RNA from Pelobates cultripes (western spadefoot toad), 62088 nucleotides. The record is from the annotation of a GenBank genome assembly. NCBI's taxonomy places the organism in Eukaryota, Metazoa, Chordata, Amphibia, Anura, Pelobatidae.
GUUAGAAGUUAUGUAGACAAAAAUGCAAGAGUCUUGUAACAAAGAAAAACAUUGUGUCAUUAUGGAUGUCAUGUGUGUGGUUCAUGGAGUUGAGGUAAGUGACACGUAUCAGCUUAUGUAGUGGUGUUGGUUCCCAGUUUGGGUUGUGGUCUUUCAGUGUGGUCUGUGCGCGUGAGCCGUUUUGUCCUUUCCAGGUGCUAACUAAGGGGUUAGCAAAGUCUGGAAAUGGAGUUUGUUGUUGGUAGUGGAAGCUGGUAUGUGUGGUACCCCUAACCAAUGGGGUAGUGGGGGGAGGGAGGAUGUGACCCCAUUGACUCUCUGGUGUUGUGUCCAGUAUCUGGGAUGUGAUUUGCUCGUAGUCAGGAUAAGGGUGUUAAACUGCUUUAAAUGAUAAGUUGUGAAAACAUAGAUAAAAGUUAUAGUAAGUGUAAAGGUAAAAGGUAGUUCUAGUAACUGCAUUGUGUCCUGGUGCGAGGUUUCCCUCAUGUAUCAGUGUCCUCUCUGGGUGGCUCGAGGCCGGAGCCUUCUAAAGUGGGCUAGGUUGUGGAGCCAUAGGUGAUUGUUUUCAAAAUUUAGCACAAGGUGAGGUUUUAAUGUUCUAGUUGUAAUUCAGUGAUAUGUGGGUGCUUGUCUUAGUACAUUUGCUGCACACUAUAAUUUACUAUAAAUCAUAGAUCUCCUACCUUUGCCUCCCAUGUAUCUUUGUACAGUGUCCAUUCUUUCUGUGUAGGUGGCAGCAGUAGUCUGUAAGCCAUGCCGGGAAAGCUGAAAGUGAAGAUUGUGGCAGGACGCCACCUGCCAGUGAUGGACAGAGCCAGUGACUUGACGGACGCCUUUGUAGAAGUGAGUUUAAAUUUUGACUACAAAACCUCUGGCACUUCUUGUGAGCCGAAAUAAGCACUAGCCAUAGUCUUUAGUCUUAUUGGGACCAUAAAAUUAAGAUUAUCAUUUAUAUAGCAUCCAGGAGGCAUCAAUUCCUCCAACUAUGGUCCAAUCCAAUGCUUCUCAUAAAGGAUUAUUGGGGACUUGAUGUGCAUGCGUUGUGAGUGAGGUUUACUUGGUCAGUGCAUGUUUACACUGCAAGGUUAGUGACAGGACCAUGCACCCAGACUGAUACAUUGAGAUAAAGUGCUCUGGGUGACUUUAGUGGUGUUUUUAAACCAGCUUAGAGAUGUAGCAAAUAUGCAGCCUAUAAAUAUAUUAAAAUUGUCAUUAUAACCACUUUAGCUCAUUGAAGUGUGCGUGGUGUCUGUGAACUAGCCCUACAGUUUUAUGAUUCCCUUCUCAAAUUGUCAAACUAGGGCUCGUAAUUCUGUUGUAAAUCCCUGUUAAUAACAGCUGGGAAUUCCACCCCUGGCACACAAAACACAUAGCGGCCUGCUCACAGAAGCACACUAUUGAAUUGAAGAGCUCACUCCCAUGGAGCCGUGCCUGCAGUCUGCCAUGACAUAAACAGCCUCUUGUAUGAGAUGGAUUGUAAGCUCCCUGACGGACCAGGUUUGUGGGUAAAGCUAUGAGCUGUGCUUUUAAAGCCCUAUUUUGUUAGUUUGAGAAAUGAAAAAAACCCUCUCAUGCCAGGUUCAAGUAGAUAUAUAAAAGCACCCAAGUAAUAAAUAUAUAAUUUAUCAUUAUAAGAAAUGCUAGAUUUCAUGCCGUUGGCAGCUGGGAUACACUUACCUUCCCAUCAUCCUUGUGCCACCAUUCUCCAUGGGUGUUGCUCAACUGUUAUAACCGCCCUCUGAUCCUCCUUGCUGCUUCUCUCUCUGCACAGAGAUUGCCCCUGCAUGGGGGCAUUUCAUAGCUAUAGGCUAGGGCAAUAAAACCCGCAGAUCAAGAAUUUUUUUUUACUUUCUUUGAAUUACCUCUAGAUGCCAACAAAAUGAACUAGUUUUUUUUUUAUAGGCUACUCUUUAUAUAAAGCAAGUUUUUAUGUCAUAUAAAUGUGAGUACACCUCAGACUCAGUGCACUAACUGUCCCUGUGCUGUGAGAUCACCUGAGACGUAACCCAGCGCACUAACUGACCCCGUGCUGUGAGAUCACCUCAGACGUAACGCAGCGCACUUACUAACCCCGUGCUGUGAGAUCACCUCACACGUAACGCAGCGCACUAACCCCGUGCUGUGAGAUCACCUCACACGUAACGCAGCGCACUAACUGACCCCGUGCUGUGAGAUCACCUCAGACGUAACGCAGCGCACUAACUGACCCCGUGCUGUGAGAUCACCUCAGACGUAAUGCAGCGCACUAACUGACCCCGUGCUGUGAGAUCACCUCACACGUAACGCAGCGCACUAACUGACCCCGUGCUGUGAGAUCACCUCAGACGUAACGCAGCGCACUAACUGACCCCGUGCUGUGAGAUCACCUCAGACGUAAUGCAGCGCACUAACUGACCCCGUGUUGUGUUAGUGCAGAGAUUCCUCUUAUUAUCUGACUAGCCAGAGAGUGGUGUUCUAUUUUAUAACAACAUAUAUUUAGGAAGUAAGAGAAUGUUUGUUUGUUUGUUUUUACCACCCCAUUAUUAAGUGUAUAAAGUAUAUUGCUGGGAAUGUCCUGGUGACAAGUAUCUGGACAUAUUGCCAGAGAUUUAUAGAAGUGUCACACUUUUACACUCUUUCGGUACAGUUUAUUAAAUCUUAUUUUUUGUCUAUUGGCUCUUUUGUGUACUAAUCAGAAUUUUUAAAUAUGCGCCACAUUUUCGGCAAUGCAGGAUUUAACAAUUUUUCUGAUACUUGUGUUUUUUUGUUUUUUUUUUUAUAUAGAAAAACCGUUCUGUUUUUUGUUGUCUGCCAAUUUGAAGGGCUACCAAUUUUUUUUUUUUUUUUUAAUGCAAAAACUGGAAUUUACUAUGGAGAAAACCAUACAUUUUUACCUCACUUUUAGAUAAAUAUGAAGAAUCUGUCACUUUGUAGAGCGCUUUGCUAAAUAUCCCCUGUGUGUGUUAUGGAUGCCUGUGGAUUUUGUAUAUAAUCAUAUGCUUGGACCCAUUGUUGGGGCAUUGCACAUGUAUUUCUUUCUUUUAUUGUGCUUUUCAUUUCCAGGUAAAGUUUGGAAACACCACCUUUAAAACCGACGUUUAUCCCAAAUCUCUGAACCCGCAGUGGAACUCUGAAUGGUUUAAAUUUGAGGUACAUUUUACCAAGCAUUACUCCAUCUUGCCCUGGGUUAUUUCAAUUUACAAUCUCUCUUGCUUUUCAGGUGGAUGAUGAAGAUUUACAAGACGAGCCGCUUCAAAUCACUGUCCUGGAUCAUGACACAUACAGUGCUAACGAUGCUAUUGGCAAAGUGUAUAUUGAUAUUGAUCCAUUGCUGUACACAGAGGCUGCCACGGUGAUAUCUGGUUGGUUCCCCAUAUAUGACACAAUCCACGGUAAUAUUUUGUUUUACUCUGCUGCAAGAUCUCCAGCAUUACCACAGCAGAGCCUCACUUACCCAAGAAAUCGUUUGCUAAGGUUCCUCUCUCCACAUGCCCUGCUUUGUAAAUGUGCCAUUUUUCUAUCCAUUUUCAUUACUUUUGCACUCCUUUUUUCCCCAAACACAAAAUGUUUCACCACUAACUAGCCAAAUAUCUUAUUCUGUUAGGCUUUCCUGUUGAUUGAGCUUUGUCCUUAAUACUUUCCUCAAUAGCUGCCAGUGAAUUGUAUUCCUUGAUUGACUUCAUUUGUUCCAUGAUUAGUGACAUAGUGAGCAUUGUACGCAGUAUGCUCAAUCUGUGUAUUUUGCUGUAGUAAGUAACAGAUGGUUUUUGGCCAUGAAUUUGUACACAUUUUAGAUCUGAAGGAUUGACAACUGCUGCAAUGUAAUGAAGCUUCUGAAAAUGGUGUAUUACACGUUUGUUUCUUUACUCAGGGAUCCGGGGGGAGAUCAAUGUGGUUGUGAAAGUAGAUCUCUUCAAUGACCUGAACCGUUUCAGGCAAUCUUCAUGUGGAGUGAAGUUUUUCUGCAGUGAGUAUUAAACAUAAAUCAGUGCCAUGGUUUAGUUAUUUUACUUGUAUGGCAGUUCUGUCUUUUUACUACCAUUCUAAUUUCCAGUGCACUAUUUCACCGUAAAUUAACCUUUAAAUUAAAACCUAACCUUUAAUUAAUAUAGAAUUCAAAAGUAAGUUUUUAAAUUUAAGGCCAAACUUAAAGCUGCCUAUGAUUUGUCUAUUAUUCUGACCGAUGGUGGCAGUACGUAUGGGUUGUGCUUCCUAAUUAAGACAAGCAUCUGCAAGAUGGGUAAUUAAGAAAAGUCCCCCCCCUUUACCCUAUAAAGGGCUUCCCCCGGCAAACCCACCUCAGUUCUUUCUUGUCCCAGCAUGGGACGGAUCAGGCAUCUGUUAAAGAGGUGAGGCACACGGGUUGAUGUAUGGGGAAUGUGGCCCGAUGGCUGUCCGGGUGGCAGACUGAGCGGCCCGGCUCCUUCCAUGCAGGUUACGGAGCUUCAUACAGGAUCUCUAUAUGCCGAGUUUGUACGGGCAUUGGGAAGAAAAGCAUGGCUCGAGGACGCAGGGAGUACAUGGAGGGCCUCGCGCCUGCGCACAGCAGUGGAACGCACGCCCGGGUACUGUUGUGUUCCACCAAAGUAACAGGUGCGCUAUUGCGCCUGCGUGAACCGGAAUCUGAAAAAGACAGUACGGAUCGUUGUGCAGUUCCCUCUGGCAGCAGGAUGCUUUUCAGGAGUGUUCUUGGUGUCACCAGCCCCCCACACUGCUCAGAGGUUUUCAAGGUAAGAUUAGUUAAUCUUUACUUUGAAAAUCUGUUCUGAUAUUUAAUAAAAAAAAUAAAAAAUUGAAUUGUUUCACAGGAAAUGGACUGUAUAUAUGCCUUCGAAUGCCUCUGCUAUUUUACUUGUUGUGUCUGUGCUACUCCUUCAUAUGGUGCAGGGGUAUAUAAAUGUAACCAAGGUGCUGCAAUUUCUUGGGUAACAUUUAAGCAGAGAAUAUGCAAUUGUUCCUAUCUUUGGAUUCUUAUAGAGAAUCAUAUGGUGUAUCCCCUACUGUGCCUGAGAUGGUCCACAGAGACAGAGAAGUUGGCCUUUGAUUACUUCUAAUGUGGCUUUUGGCGAAUGUUUACCUCUUCUUAAGACAUAUCUGGUUCAUCAUAUUGUGUGAAGUUAGUUCCCACCUGAUGUGCUAAGAAGGUUCAUUAGGAAUGAAUCCGUUAUGGGGCAGGAUGAAUCUGCUAAACUUUAAUGAGGGUUAUCCUCAAACCCAAAGUCUUUCUUUCUUAUAUGCAGAAAAUUGGAAAACUCUUUCUUGCCUGGCGUUUAAUAUGUUUACCGUCAAAUGAGUAAAUGUACACCCCCCAGAUACACUGGGAAUCCAGAAAAUUCUUCAUUUCUCUUCCAUAACUCCAUAAGUGAAGUAGCUGCUUGUGACGGAACGCUGGCACUCCGACUGAGUACCUCCGCCAAUCGAUGCGCCUAGUGCUCGCUGAGGACUCCAACCGACACCAUCAGCACUGCAGACCCCACUUCCAGCGAUACAGCUGCGCCGGGGUCUCGCCGUCUCCACCCACCCUGGAUCCACGACCACCACGCAGAAAUACCCAAAUAAACCUUAUUGCAGGGUAAAAUACAGCUAUCAGCACAGGCGCCAUAUUCAGAAGGCAGGAGGCUAACCAGUAGUCCCCUCCAGGCACAAGUGGCGAAGGGCACUUCGUCACACUGCUUUAAAAACCCUGUCGUCGGGGGCGGAGUUUGGCAACGGAGCAUGGCACACAAGCUCCUGCAAUUUUAUACCCACAAUUACCAAAUUGGACCAACCAAACUAUUAUUUUGGGCGAUACAGGGCGCGGACAGCAACAGGCAGACAAGAUGGGCCAAAAAAAUUAAAAAGCUAAGACCGGAAAAACCGAAGCAAGGGCCAAACAUAGCUGACCUACUGCGACAAACUCGCGAGGUUGCAGGGCCCAAAAUGGCUGACUAUCCUGGUUUACUACUCAGCUAUCGGACAACAUUUUCUCAGAAGGUGAUGAGGCCGUCAUGCAUCCGGCGCAAAGACUGACACAGGCUUCCCAAAAAAUGGAUGACUCGUCUGUAACGACCGCAGUCCUAAGAUCACUCCUGGCGGACCUCCAAAGGACCCUCCAAACAGACGUCGCAUCGCUUUGGUCAGACAUCCAUGGCCUGACGGGCCCUAGAGUCUGUAUCCAGCGCCUGCACAAACCAACUUGCCACACUCCAACAAGAGGUCUGAGAGCUCCAGCGACAAAACGGAGCACACGAACGCCGCUUUGCGCACGCAGGGCCAAUAACAUAAAGAUCCUGGGUAUCCCGGAGAACAUCGCAACAGCGGAGAUGCCACACAUCCUUAGACGCCUCUUGGUAGCACUGCUGUCCCAAAGACAGGCCAAAAAUGCCCACCUGGAUGGCUACUUCAGAGCCACUAAACCUGGCUUAAAGGACCACUAUAGUGCCAGGAAAACAUACUCGUUUUCCUGGCACUAUACUGCCCUGAGGGUGCCCCCACCCUCAGGGACCCCCUCCCGCCCGGCUCUGGAAAGGGGAAAAGGGGUAAAACUUACCUUUUUCCAGCGCUGGGCGGGGAGCUCUCCUCCUCCGAUCCUCCUCCGUUCCUCCCCGUCGACUGAAUGCGCACGCGCGGCAAGAGCUGCGCGCACAUUCAGCCGGUCGCAUAGGAAAGCUUUAUCAAUGCUUUCCUAUGGACGCUUGCGUGCUCUCACUGUGAUUUUCACAGUGAGAAUCACGCAAGCGCCUCUAGCGGCUGUCAAUGAGACAGCCACUAGAGGCUUUGGGGGAAUGUUUAACCUAUUUAUAAACAUAGCAGUUUCCCUGAAACUGCUAUGUUUAUAAAAGAAUGGGUUAACCCUAGCUGGACCAGGCACCCAGACCACUUCAUUAAGGCGAAGUGGUCUGGGUGCCUAGAGUGGUCCUUUAAGCACAAAGCUCGGCACCCUGGGAUCUAAUCCUAAAGUUCCAACACCACGCGGACAAAGCAGCAGUAUUAGCGGCGAUCAUGGACUAUUCCCCUUAUAAAUUUGAAUCGAUGGAACUGACUUUCUAUGCUGAUCUUACUGGGGGAACGCUGGCCUGUUUGUCGCAGUAGGUCAGCUAUGUCAAGCCCUUCACUACACUCCUGCAACAGAAAGGACUGCGAUUAUAAAUGGCUCCAGACCCGAGUGCUGCAAAUAAUACAAGGGGACAACAAACACAAAAUCCGUGAUCUACAGGAAGCGGCAUCCCUGCUACUCACCCUGGGACUUCCACGGGAUUCCUUGCACCCCGACGAGACCGGAGGGACAAGCGGGCAAACCCACCGCUGGAACCCAGAAGGGGUAGCCCCCUUCGUCCCACGUAAAUCUAAGGAUGCUCCGACUCUAGCAGGGACCACCUGAGACAUACCAAACAAUGUGAAGUUACGUUCUGGACUACCCCGGUCUUUUUCUUUUACUUAAUCUCGUUAGUUGCUGAUGUUAAAGUUUCCUGUAAUGAUGUUAGCACACAUUGCAGGUAAUCCACUUCAUACAUACCCACGAACGAGCGGUAAACAGACCGCAGUUGCUUCUCCCCCCCCGCCCCCGCCUGGAGUUACCCUAGAUCGGCACCCACACAUAUAGAUACCAUAUCCAGGCGUUGAUAAAUAAAGCACCUUGGCUGAUUCUCUUUACACACCGUAGUCGGAUGACCGACUAGUAACCUCACCACACAGAGCGAGCACAAGACACACCGAGCUACUACAGAGCUCAAAACCAGCCACACUACAUCCCACGAACCCCACGCAAACUAAUAACACUAGCGUAUCUUCAGUUAGACAGCCCGAAAUGUUAUGCAUGGCUCCUCACGACUGUUAGUAGUUCAUACUUAUGUUAUGUCUAUACCACCAUAACCAAAAAUGUGCAAGCACUCGAAACCACAUAUGCGUCAAUUGCUGUGACUGUAUUAGAUCUGUUUCUGCUGUUGUGGCUAUAAAGAUAUGAUUAACUCAUGCACAACAAAAAAAAAAAAAAUACAAAAAAGAAACCCUCUCGUCAAGAAGGCCAAAGCAUCUUGCAGACGAUCUUUGCAGACUGCUGGGUUUCGGUAUGGGUCUUUGCUGGCAGGUGCAGCGAUGUCCAGAACUUAUAACUUUGAUUGCAAUCAUUAGUGAAGGUUAUUGAAGUCUCCAGAUAAGCAGCUGGUCAGUUUACUGCUACAUUUGUGAUUGUCACAUUCUUUAUAUGGAAAUGACUACUAAAAUGUGAAAAUGACGGCCAAGAUCAUGGGUUGAUAUGCUGUUGCCCUUCUAUCCUUGUGACGUAGGCUUGGACGGCAGAUCAGCAUCCCUUUCGGUCCUCUGUUUACUCCCAUUAGGAAAAUGGGUAUCUUGUUACCAAUGUCGAAAACAAGAAAAGCUGUUGGGUUUUUUUUUUGUUUGUUUUUUUUAGGGGUGGGAAACCUGGUUGCAGAACUUGGUCCGACAUGGGUAGAUGUUUCUGACGCCAAGAAGGUUGGAGGCAGAAUCCUACAUAGAAACUACUGGCGAUCACUGGUUUCUUAAUCUAGUAAAAGGAGGGUGUGACGGAACGCUGGCACUCCGACUGAGUACCUCCGCCAAUCGAUGCUCCUAGUGCUCGCUGAGGACUCCAAGCACUCCAACCGACACCAUCAGCACUGCAGACCCCACUUCCAGCGAUGCAACUGCGCCGGGGUCUCUGCUGUCUCCUCCCACCCUGGACCCAAGGCCAGGAUCCAGCUUCCAGUGGGUGAACCUCUCUUUCCCCAGAGAGCAGGAACAGGAACAAAUCAAGCUAUUGCAAGAGCUUCCUCUGGGGAGUAAGUGAUUUAUAGCAAUCCCCAGAGUGUAGGUAUCCCUUCCCCCAAACAUGAGCCAAGGCUUAAUGCUGGAACAAGACUGAUUUACUGGCACACAGAACUCACAAUUUAUGCAACACAAAACUCCUCCUCUGGGCCAUGCUAGAUAAUUGAGUUUCUACAAUACACAAAACUCAAUUAUCUGCUGGUCAGAAAUAAUACAGUUUCAUAAAACACACAGGGACCCCAAAACAUGCAAUAACCCCAUAAAAUUAUAUUCUUGGAACCGGGGGAUCUGGGUGAACCACAUAUCCAAAAUUCACCCAGAUCCGUUCAGUACUUUGGAAAAUACAGUUUAAUGCAGAUUCUGCAGAACAUAUACAGGCUAAAUGAAAAACAAUCACUGUAUAAUGUGUCCCAUGCUGUAUAGUCCAAAACCACCGCACGAUGUCUCUGUGCAACAAAUACUGGCGAGAUGGCACCGUGUUGAAAAGUCCACACAGUGUCUGUGAGUUAAAAUGGCCGCCAUCCAUUGUUCUCACCAUGUGCUUCUGAUACAGGAAAUGGUGGCCACCCAGUAACUCCACAGUAUGUCCCAGAUGGUUCUUAAAGGGCCAGCAGCAGCACAACACAAAUCCAUUAUGCCCAAAUCAUGUCUUUAAAGGGCAAUACAUCCCAGGGGCCAUAGUCACAGGGCAAGAGGGGGGCAAGCAGUCCUCUCCAGGCACAAGUGGCGAAGGGCACUUCGUCACACAUCUUCCCUUUGGGGGAAGACUAAACAGGUACCUGACCUUCUGCCGGUCAGUACCUAGAUUAGUCGGGCAGCCCACCCACAAAGAAAAAUACGCAGAGUAACCCCCCCACAAUAAAUGGUACUGGCCUGUAGGUUCAAGUUUGUAGUGGGACAGCGCAGCACUCUCGGUCUCCCUGGUGCAGCUAGGCAAACUGCUGGUGCAGCUAGGCAAACUGCUGGUGUUGCUUGGGGGGCAGAGGCCAGUGGCGCUCUGCCCUGCUGCCAGCUCUUCCACUGGGGUAACCCGUGGUAAGUCAGGCUCUGAUACAGGGGAAAAGGGGGGGCAGAGGCUAACAGAGCUCUGCCCAGAUGCCAGCUCUUCUGCUGGGAGGGGGUCAGUGGGUAUCGCAGGCUCGUCCACUGCCCCCAGGACCCGGUUGGGAUGUAGCUGGGGAGGGGAAGUUUCACUUACCUCCUCCUCCUGGCAUCCCUGCGGAGUUGGUUGGGGAUCUGGACCAUCCGUCCAGCCUCCCUGUAGGACUGGCACAGAGACCGCGGUCCCAUCUGCGCCAGUGUGGUUAGGUUUGUCUUCCCCCUCUCCCGGUAUCUCUGGCUGCUGUUGGAGGGGGAGGCUGGUUGCCCCCACUCCCCAGGACGCUGGUUGCUGUAAGGUGGAGGGAUUGACCAUCACCUCCUCCUGGAACUCAGGCCGGCGCUGGGGAGAGAGACCAGUUGUCUCCUCUCCCUGUAUAUUAUACUGCCGCUGGGGACCUAGGCUGACUGCCCAGCAUCCCUGUAGGGCCGGCAGAGAGACUUCGGUCCCAUCUCCGCUUGCCAUCUCUGUGUGUCCCCAGGACAAGUCUAUGAGGUCGCCCACCUCCAGCUGCUGUUGGAGAGGGUGGCCGGUUGCCUCCCCUCCCCAGGACGCUGGUUGCUGUACGGGGGAGGGAUCUACCAUCACCUCCUCCUGGAACUCAGGCCGCCGCUGGGGAGAGAGACCGGUUGUCUCUUCCCUCUGUGCGGUGCACUGCCGCUGGGAAGGGAGGUCGCUGCUCUCCUCUCCCUGUAACUCACUCUGUCGCUGGAGACGGGGUGUCAAUACCCCCAAACUCCACAGUUGGUACUUGAAGUUCCGUGCGUCUUGGUUCUCAGCACUCAACAUGCGCAUCACUUGAUGGACCACCUCAUCUGAAGGGUUUGGGCCAAACCAGACCAGCCGCGCCUUUACUUCCUUCAUGAAAUCAGCACCCUCAUAGCACUGUGACAGGCGGAGUUGCAAUUCACUGGCUGCUGUCCAGGGUCUUGCUAGCUCCAUGUUGCUGUAGGUAGGGACGCUGCGCAGAGGCUAGCGUUGCCCUCAAUUAUAAAUCCGUAACUCCACACGUUACCGGUGUCUCCGAGCUGCUGGUCCUCGCACUAGGACGCCAUCCCGCCGCUGCCACCAAAUGUGACGGAACGCCGGCACUCCGACUGAGUACCUCCGCCAAUCGAUGCUCCUAGUGCUCGCUGAGGACUCCAAGCACUCCAACCGACACCAUCAGCACUGCAGACCCCACUUCCAGCGAUGCAGCUGCGCCGGGGUCUCGCUGUCUCCACCCACCCUGGACUCAAGGCCAGGAUCCAGCUUUCAGUGGGUGAACCUCUCUUUCCCCGGAGAGCAGGAACAAGCUCUUAGAAGAACUUAGUGAUCAUACCCUGGGGAGUAUAGUGAUUAUAGCAAUCCCCAGAGUGUAUUUCUCCAAUCCCCCAAACAUGAACCAAGGCUUAAUGCUGGAACAAGACUGAUUUACUGGCACACAGAACUCACAAUUUAUGCAACACAAAACUCCUCCUCUGGGCCAGGCUAGAUAAUUGAGUUUCUACAAUACACAAAGCUCAAUUAUCUGCUGGCCAGAAAUAAUACAGUUUCAUAAAACACACAGGGACCCCAAAACAUGCAAUAACCCCAUAAAAAGUAUAUCCUUGGAACCGGGGGAUCUGGGUGAACCACAUAUCCAAAAUUCACCCAGAUCCGUUCAGUACUUUGGGAAAUACAGUUUAAUGCAGAUUCUGCAGAACAUAUACAGGCUAAAUAAAAAACAAUCACUGUAUAAUGUGUCCCCUGCUGUAUAGUCCAAAACCACUGCACGAUGUCUCUGUGCACCAAAUACUGGCGAGAUGGCACCGUGUUGAAAAGUCCAAACAGUGUCUGUGAGUUAAAAUGGCAGCCAUCCAUUGUUCUCACCAUGUGCUUCUGAUACAGGAAAUGGUGGCCACCCAGUAACUCCACAGUAUGUCCCCAGAUGGUUCUUAAAGGCCAGCAGCAGCACAACACAAAUCCAUUAUGCCCAAAUCAUGUCUUUAAAGGGCAAUACAUCCCAGGGGCCAUAGUCACAGGGCAAGAGGCGGGCAAGCAGUCCUCUCCAGGCACAAGUGGCGAAGGGCACUUCGUCACAGAGGGCACCGCUUGCUCUUUACGAGUCUGCUCAAUCCAUAAUUCCUUGUUUCAUUUAUAAUCUUCUGAACAUCUGGUGGUACUCCAUUUACAGAAACAGUGUUCCUGUUGGAUAAAAGGAGUUUGGGAUUUGGUUCUAGUGAACCACGAUUUUCAUGGGGUUCCUCAGGAAUCUCCUGGAUAUCAAAGCCGAAUAAUUCCUUUAGACCUGGAUGAAUUUAGAUUUGGUUCCUCUGAGGUUCAGAAUAGAGACUGAUGCUUCUGUAACUCUGAUUCUGGAAAAAGGAAAUUUCCUGGUGAAAAUAGAUACAGAGAUGUAUACCCACUUAUCCCUAUUGCAGUCCCUCGAAGUUUUUGAAAGUUCGCCAUAAUUGGAUUUAAGAAACUUCAUUACAGUUCAAAAUACUCCCCUUUGGGCGGUCUUCAGCCCAUGUAUAGUUAAUAGGUUCUUGCUCCCAUAACAGCAUAUUUGAGGGUACGGGGCAUUCCCUACUUGAAAGUUAGCCGCUUAUUGCCAAUCAAGUCGGUUGCUCUUGAGUUAUGUUCUGAUAGCUAGCAGAGUGCUACAGUAACAUGUUUGGAUACGGAGACCAUCACGUUUUCUGGGGUUCGGGUUAACCCUAAAACAUUUCCUCUGCAUCUACUGCAUUCAAAAAGGAAAGGUCCAAUUACUAAUAAAGCAAAAAUUGCUCCAUAAGAACAGGAAAUUAGAUUGCUGGGAUGUCUGACAGACAUCUACAAUUCCUGCGAUCCACUGGGCAAAAAUCUAGAUAUGGCCACUACAGGGCCUCUGGGUCAAAAGGGUCAAAUCUUCGAUUUAUGUCUCCUAGACUCUCUUCAGAAAAAAAGCGGAAGAUCGGUUAAACUGGUGGACAACGUCAAGGUUUUUCCGACAGGUCUGUCCUUUUAGCCUAUAGAAGGGGUAGUUUUCACCACAGAAUGCAUCUAACAGGCUGGGGCGCUCAUCUAAAUUCUCUAAUGUGCCAGCGUUCUUGUUCCUAAGAAAAACAGUCCACUAAUUUCAGAGAUCUUAAGGAAGUUCUUCACUCCCCUCGCCGAUUCAGAUCUUGGUUAAUUGUAUAACCUAUUAGAAUGCGGUCAGACCACAACACUGUUUCUCUCACGUCAGCAGACAGGGUGGUGCAGACGGCAGUCUGUUUCAGCUAUGUACCAAAACGGUGUACUGGGCUCAGGAUCUUUCGGAGGUCCUCUUUCCAUUCCACUCAUGUGUCGACAAUGUCAUCACCUACAACCACAGCAAAAUAAAUUGGGAUCAAGAGUAUUGGUCUAUAGAUCUGAUGAUGUUCACCAUUCCAAAGGGAGAUUUGGAGUGUUCGGAUAGACCUUAUGGCAAGGAUGGAGAACAUGAAGAUUCACAGGUUUGCCUCCCUAUACAGGACAGUCACGUUGAAUAGUUGGUCUAUCGAUCAAGGGAGAUUUCUCCAGGCUUACUUUUUUUUUUUUUUCCUCCUAUUGACUGUUCCCAAGACUUCUUCAAAGGAGAUGAACGGACAGAGCAGUGGUUCUGCCAAUUUUUCCGUACUGGCCAAACACGACCUAGUUUUGACCUUGGAGAGGGCUACCAAGUUUUGGGAUCUCCCGAUCUAAGACAGGAUGUCCUGCUGGAAGUGUUUGAAUAGGUUCCUAUUGACGGUAGGGCAACUGCAUGGUGGAUCCUUAAUCUUCUGAGUCUUCAUAAGUCAGAGUCCACUUGUGGUGUAUGAUCUUCUUGUCGUUCCGCCUCCAACUUUUUUACGUAAGUAUUCGGGUAGAGUGUCUAAAUUGUUGUAAGGAACGUCAUUGUCUUCUAGUUCAUUUGUCCGGUUGGUUCAAUUUUACACUUCCUGUAGGAGAUUUCCACAGACCAAAUUGUUUUCUCUAAGUCCUUUCUGAGAAGGGAUUGGUCUUUGUAUUUACUGGUUAGAAGUUUCUUUAAAGCAAAAGGCUUCUUAGACCACCCAGGACGUUCUGUUUCCAUACUGGGAUCUUUCUUCAGUCUUUCAGGUCCCCUUGAACUUUGGAAGUGGUUCUUUUAAGAUGCUAAAGCUUAACCAGCAUUCUUAGUGGCCAUUACCUUUGCCAAGAGAGUAAGCGAGUUACAGGAUAUAUCUUCUUCAGUAGAAUUUCUUAUAUUCCAUCAGGGGGAAAGUUGUGUUUCUGUCAGGAUUACAGUUGAUCCAGCACGCAGAAUUGUAUCACACCUAGGACUAAGGAUAACGUCUAACUGGACUUUUAGAAUGGCCAGACUUAACGUACCAGAGAAGAGUCAAUAUACUAGAUGUGGCGGAACCAACCUCACCACAGGCCAAUGGAGGAGCCUGGUCGCCCGCCUCCUGCCGCUGGAUUAUGGCCUCAUGUUUAACACUGUUCUUUUUCCCUGCAGAAAGGCUGGUUCGUGCCUUUCUGCGGACUGUUAAAGUCACGAACACCGCUGAACCGCCAACCUCCCUUCUCCUACCUGCUGUCAAUUAUCAGAACAACGGUCCAUUCGGUACUUUACUGUUUAAACCAUGCUACCCCAGAUAGCUAUGCCAUGGAGCACAGUCGUAUACUGAAAGACUGUAUGAAAGACUUUGGCUACAUGGCGAUUGAACUGUAUGUAUAUGAUCUGAGCGCCAUCUGGUAAUAAUGAUCUAAGCUAUCUGGGGAUAGGUAGUGUAUGUUCUAUGUGAUAAAUGUAACAGUAUGUAAUUUUAUGUCUUUUAUUGUCCUAUGUCUGCCAUGUGGUUAAUGGAGUUUUGCCUCUGUCCUUGGAGAUAAUUGUAUUACUUCUCAAUUACCUCCAGGACAGAGAGGAGGGAUUGUGAUGCAUUGUGGGAUUGUAAGCUUGUGAUUGGUCAAUAAAUAGAGCUUUUACAUUUAUGGGAAACUGUCACUUUCCAUCUGGUCCCCUAGGGGAGUGUCCACCAGGUGGGAGACCUGCAUAAAAGCCGGGCAGGUAGCCCCAGUAAAUCAGGUUCUGCUUGACCCUCAAGCGAAGUGUUGUCUCGUUCUUGGGGGAAUUGUAUUGUAUGCUGUUAUAGUGCGACUGCCAGGAGUGUAAACUGUUCGUCUGUUUACAGCAUUCGUGUGUUUCCUGUUCGGGAGUUUGGAGUAUUCCCCUGGUUCCAGUUUGGGAGAUUGGCGAAUUCAUGUGUUUGCAUUUCGGGAGAUUGGUGAUUGCAGUAGCUGUCUGUGCAUCUGAAAAGGGGAAUAUCGCCUAAACAUUUUUAACCUCUUGUGUGCAAAACGGUCCGUUACACUAGACUAGGUCAGAGACACAGAACGAAACACCGCGAUAAAGAAAAGCCAAUGGUCAAGGAUAGCAGAAGUCAGGGAAGUCAAAACUACGCCAAAGUCAAAAACCAGAAACACACGAUCAGGAACACACUCUCGGAUAACCAUCGAAGGGAAACCACGACAGGGCACUGACAAAAAGGUAAUUUGGGUUUAAAUAACCCUCCUUAGCCUGUAACUGGCUGCCUCUGACCCCAAAAGGUGCGUGCUCGUCUAUGACGUGACGCCGCACGCGCGUUGGCGCCAACUUUCAUGUGGCGAAGGAAGUUUCUUAUAAAAGUCCGGUCUGCAGCGGCCAGUGUUCAUAAGAACGUUGCACCCACUGGGGACCGGAAUGUAGUGAGACCGGGUAGCUGCCUACCGAGCCCCAGGUAAGUUGAAAACCUCUGACGACGUGGCUGUUAUGUUUGAGUGCAGCUGUGCCGGCAGAGAUGUCGUAAGCCGUGACUGUUUUUUUUUCAUCCUAAGCAUUCAAUUCUUCCAAAGUUAUCUCUUAGAGCCGUUAAUCAGCUCAUCUUUCUAACAUCCUUCUAUAACAAUGCCACCUCCCCACUGGAACAAGAUGGCAUAUUCUAGAGUUAAAAAAAAAAAAAGGGGCUUUUCAGGUCUACCUAUCAAUAUCAGAUCACCCGUUGUCAACUUCUAGAAAAGUUUUAAAGGGAAUGAAGUCUCUCGGAAUUAUUAUUAUUUAGCCUAUCAUAAUGGCUUAUGCUUCAGUAGUUUUGAUACGCCAGCUUCCCUCACAGCACAUUUCACAAAAGCAAUGGCCACUUCAUGGGCAGAGAAAAGCUCUUGCUUCACCUGAAGAAAUCGUCAUGGCUGCUUCUUGGUCAGGCAUCUCAGGCUAAAUAUGCUCUUUGCCUCUAAAAUUGCAUAAGGGCUGUUUUUAGGCAUAAGUCUCACCCAAUUGGGGAUCUUGCUAUAUCCCAUACGUACUGCCACCAUAUGUAAGAAAAAUUUUUUUUUUCAUAAUAUGGUGGCAGUACAAAUCUCCCUCCCUCUAAACUACAAUUGCAGUGUGUGGCUUAGGUGUGUAUUCUUGCCACGACUGAGGUGGGUUUGCUGGGGGGGAGCCCUUUAUAGGGUGAAGGGGAGGGACUUUUCUUAAUUACCCAUCUUGCAGCUGCUUGUCCCAAUUAGGAAGCACAACCCAUACGUACUGCCACCAUAUUAAGAAAAAAAGAAUUUAUGGUGAGUGAAAAUUUUGUUUAUGAUCUUAAAUUUGAAAUUUCACUUUGAAUUCUCACUUUAGUAAAUAUUCUGUCAGAGUGAUUAACCUGUUUAUGUGGUGUUAUAUUGUGGCAAUUCUUUCAAUUUACAUAAAAUGAAAGUCUGAUUGGAGCGUUGAGAAUAUUUGUAGAAUCUGUGUAUAUUCCUGUUCUGUCAGAAAUUACAGUGCUGGUUCCAAGUUAGACCUGGGAAUUGUUCUGUGAAUAGUUGUCCAUCAAACUUGUAAUUUUUUGUUUUACUUGUUUGGCAACGUAUCAGUUCCUGUGGAAAUCUCCUAAUAUGUGUAUUUAUUCUGUUUGUCCCCAGCUACGUCUAUCCCAAAGUCGUAUCGUGCUGUGGUCAUCCAUGGCUUUGUGGAAGAGCUAGUAGUGAACGAGGAUCCAGAGUACCAGUGGAUCGACCGAAUUCGGACGCCAAGAGCCUCGAAUGAAGCUCGGCAGCGUCUAAUCUCAUUAAUGUCUGGUGAGAAACGUAUUGAUAUUAUGCUUUUUCCAAGAAUGUACUGUUCCAGGCAGAAUAUAGAUAAAAUAUUAUUGCACCUUGCAUCCUUAGUGGCUGUUGUUGUUUAUUCACUUAGUCAGGUGGAAUUGCAAUUGUUUGUAUAUAAAUAGAGCUUUUACAUUUAUGGGAAACUGUCACUUUCUAUUACCAAGCAUUUCAGAUGACUCACAACACAUAAUCCAGACUUUGACUCAUCUUUAUAGAUCAAAACCUUCUUGUUGGAAUUUCAAAGGUCAAUAAAUACGUCUAACAUAGAACCUUUUGGCAAUAUUCUUGCAGUGAUACGGAAAUUUUGUAUGUGAGCUGACGUGGAAGCUCGUCAUCAUAUUAAUUCUUUAGUAACCAAACACAAAUAUUCUACCUAGCAACAGUGAUGUUAAAGGAACACUAUAGUGUUAAUACAAAGCUGUAUUCCUAACACUGUAGGGUCCCUCUCCCCUGGCAGCAAAUAAAGAGUUAAUAACUCUUUUAAACACUUAUCUGAGAUAGUACUGGGUCGGGCUACUCCGAUCCGAUGUCUGCCGAUGAGGUAAAUCUAAUGCACGAUUAGCACUGCACAUGCAUUGAGAAAUCCACAUUAAAAAGCAUUGACUCAAUGCUUUCCUAUGGGGUUUUUCAACACACUGGAUGUCCUCAUGCAAAGCAUAAGAAUGUCCAGCGUUUUAAAACUCCAAGAAACUGCAGAAAAUGCCUCUAGUGGCUGUCUGCUAGAGGCAGUCUUAAUACUGCAAUGUAAAUAUUGCAAUUUCUUUAAUACUGUGCAGGAUUAAAGGGACACUGCACCCAGGCCACUUCAAUGAGAUGAAUUGGUCUGGAUGUCUAUUGUGUCCCUUUAAGUGGUGCAAAGCAUUGCUUUAUUUCAUUCGUUAUUUAAGCUUGAAUAGCAAAUUAUAUUGACAGUGGAUAACCAUACAAAUGUCAGUAAGCUGCAUCAGGCAUAAAUAAGCUGCAGCAAAGUACAUCAAAAUAUAAUGAAAAUAAGACCUUACAAAGUUCAGCAUUCGUUAAAGAUCCGUAUUAUAAUAUCCGUUACGCCUGGACAUGUCUUAGGAUGGUACUAAUCAUUGGUUUAGAGAAACCUUAAUGUAUCAACACUUAAAAGGACACUAUAGUUUCCAGAACCAAUACAGGUUAAUGUGAUGGUUCUGGUGACUAUAGUGUGUCCCUGCAGUCUUCAGACAGAAAGCAUUUUUACAUUGCUGCCUAGCAACACCUCUAGUGACAGUCACUCAGAUGGCCACUAGAGGUUUUUCUUGGGUCAGUGCUCCCCACAGAGAUGCAUGAUUCAAUGCAUAUCUAUGAGGAGGUGCUGAUUGGCACAGCAUAGCAUUUCGCUGCGCGUGCACAAUAGCCUUCGAAUGCUUUCCUCUGGGAAAGCAUUGGAUUGGCUUAAAUCAUAAAGAGUGAUGAUCUCAGCCAUGAAAGCAUGGCCAUCUCCUGUGAGACCAGUACAGCCAUGGAGAAAAGGUGAGUUAAACAACAUUUCGAACUCCACAGAGCGGGUCCCUGGACCUAAACCGCUAGUUUAACGCUUGUCAGGAUCUUACCCGAUGUGGAAUCCGAUGUGCAGAGUUAUAUCCAUUGUACAGUGCUAUGGAAUCUGAUUGCGCUGUAUGAAAUAAUAAUAAUAAUAUGCUCACCCUUGCAAAUAAACACAGACCAAGGUGACCAGGUAAGAAGCCUCCUGGGCUGUGAGUCUGUGCAUGGGGGCUGUGCAGGAAUAUAGCUCCAAGUUGCAGUACAGGCAGAAGAGUAGUCAUGGAAAGCCAAAGUCAGGAGAAGCCAGAAUAAACGAUGGGAUAAGCCAAGGUCAGGAGCCGUCUGGAGAACACUGGAUCAAGAUACACAAAUACUGGAACCAGAGUCAAUGAACUGACACUGCCCUUAGAGAGAGGCAGUGUUUUAUACCUGGCUAAUUAGCGAUAUGCUUCAGGUGGACCGAUAGACAGGAGCAGCCACAGGAAGUGUCCAGUCCCCAGUGCUGGAGACAAGGCAAGGAAAAACAUCAGGCUGAAACAAGAACUGAAGUGUGGCUCUGAGGCAAAACAGCAGGAUCCAGGUUCAUAUCCCUUGUUGGGCACUUCUGGGGCCAUCACAUCUGGAUGUCACGGUGCUAUAGUGUUAAUAAUACAUGUUUCUAUUACUAACACUAUAGUGUUCCUUUAAAUACAAUCUUAACACUGUAACCUAAAUAAAAACAGGAAAACUCAACUACACAAAUAUAUACGGCAAAUCUCACUGUGUGAUCUGAAAAUACAGCAGUUUAUGCAUCCAUUGCAAAUGUGAGACUCUGCCCAGUAUUCAUCAAGAAUGCUCAGAGUGAGAGUGUGCCCCAUCUCUCUUUAAUAUUCUUCUCAUUGAACCAAUAGAAACACCAACAAAGGUAUUCUUCACUAAACUGUGAAUUGUCAGGCUUCCUAAACGCAUAUCUUAACUUAUGCCAAACAGUUGAAUAGGAAAUAGUCAGUCAGCUAUGGGUGCAUCUUGGCUAUUUGUAUUGAAUGUGAAAUUCACCUUGAGUUCUGGAGAACUCACAUGUAAGUAAUAUCCCUAUCUGAAGUUUGUUUAAAGAGAAUAUAUAAAGAGCUCAGCUCAUAAAGAGUUAAACCUUUUUAACACUUCCCAAAUUUCGGUUCUCCACCCAUUCCAAUGUCAUGUGGGAUGAUGGGCUCUCAGAGCGUGAGGAUGCCCAGCAUCAUUAGGCAACCAAAAGUCUGUUCUGACUCAGGAAGUGCCUCUAGUGGCUGUUUGACAGCCAUUAGUGGCAGUCUUAAUCCUGCAAGGUAAUUAUUAUUCUCACAGUAGGCGUAUUUUGUGUACAUAGGCGCUUAGGACAGUAUAUAAAUACAAGCUCGUGCUGCUGCCACCAAUGUGCAAGUUUCUCACUCCUUAACACAAACAAAAAUAGAAAAACAUGUCUUCCACUGUGUGAAUAUACUUUCUCAAUUAUUAUUACUCUCAAACUGCAAUGAUUAAGUGGGGCAGGGACACUACACCCAGACCACUUUAAUGAGUUGAAGUGGUCUAGGUGACUAUAGAGUCCUUUUAAACUCUGGCCAUUCAGUCUAUGAUUCCUCUAGCUGUUUGUGUAAAGCAUACUGGCCUCAUUUAGUAGGGUAACUUGGUACGAUUCCUCUAGGUGUUUGUGUAAAGCAUACUGGCCUCAUUUAGUAGGGUAACUUGGUACGAUUCCUCUAGGUGUUUGUGUAAAGCAUACUGGCCUCAUUUAGUAGGGUAACUUGGUAUGAUUCCUCUAGCUGUUUGUGUAAAGCAUACUGGCCUCAUUUAGUAGGGUAACUUGGUACGAUUCCUCUAGGUGUUUGUGUAAAGCAUACUGGCCUCAUUUGGUAGGGUAACUUGGUACGAUUCCUCUAGCUGUUUGUGUAAAGCAUACUGGCCUCAUUUAGUAGGGUAACUUGGUACGAUUCCUCUAGCUGUUUGUGUAAAGCAUACUGGCCUCAUUUAGUAGGGUAACUUGGUACGAUUCCUCUAGCUGUUUGUGUAAAGCAUACUGGCCUCAUUUAGUAGGGUAACUUGGUACGAUUCCUCUAGCUGUUUGUGUAAAGCAUACUGGCCUCAUUUAGUAGGGUAACUUGGUACGAUUCCUCUAGCUGUUUGUGUAAAGCAUACUGGCCUCAUUUGGUAGGGUAACUUGGUACGAUUCCUCUAGGAGUUUGUGUAAAGCAUACUGGCCUCAUUUAGUAGGGUAACUUGGUACGAUUCCUCUAGGUGUUUGUGUAAAGCAUACUGGCCUCAUUUAGUAGGGUAACUUGGUACGAUUCCUCUAGCUGUUUGUGUAAAGCAUACUGGCCUCAUUUGGUAGGGUAACUUGGUACGAUUCCUCUAGGUGUUUGUGUAAAGCAUACUGGCCUCAUUUAGUAGGGUAACUUGGUACGAUUCCUCUAGGUGUUUGUGUAAAGCAUACUGGCCUCAUUUAGUAGGGUAACUUGGUACGAUUCCUCUAGGUGUUUGUGUAAAGCAUACUGGCCUCAUUUGGUAGGGUAACUUGGUACGAUUCCUCUAGCUGUUUGUGUAAAGCAUACUGGCCUCAUUUGGUAGGGUAACUUGGUACGAUUCCUCUAGCUGUUUGUGUAAAGCAUACUGGCCUCAUUUAGUAGGGUAACUUGGUAUGAUUCCUCUAGCUGUUUGUGUAAAGCAUACUGGCCUCAUUUAGUAGGGUAACUUGGUACGAUUCCUCUAGCUGUUUGUGUAAAGCAUACUGGCCUCAUUUAGUAGGGUAACUUGGUACGAUUCCUCUAGGAGUUUGUGUAAAGCAUACUGGCCUCAUUUAGUAGGGUAACUUGGUACGAUUCCUCUAGGUGUUUGUGUAAAGCAUACUGGCAUCAUUUAGUAGGGUAACUUGGUACGAUUCCUCUAGCUGUUUGUGUAAAGCAUACUGGCCUCAUUUAGUAGGGUAACUUGGUAUGAUUCCUCUAGGUGUUUGUGUAAAGCAUACUGGCCUCAUUUAGUAGGGUAACUUGGUACGAUUCCUCUAGCUGUUUGUGUAAAGCAUACUGGCCUCAUUUAGUAGGGUAACUUGGUAUGAUUCCUCUAGCUGUUUGUGUAAAGCAUACUGGCCUCAUUUGGUAGGGUAACUUGGUACGAUUCCUCUAGGAGUUUGUGUAAAGCAUACUGGCCUCAUUUAGUAGGGUAACUUGGUACGAUUCCUCUAGCUGUUUGUGUAAAGCAUACUGGCCUCAUUUAGUAGGGUAACUUGGUACGAUUCCUCUAGCUGUUUGUGUAAAGCAUACUGGCCUCAUUUGGUAGGGUAACUUGGUACGAUUCCUCUAGGAGUUUGUGUAAAGCAUACUGGCCUCAUUUAGUAGGGUAACUUGGUACGAUUCCUCUAGGUGUUUGUGUAAAGCAUACUGGCAUCAUUUAGUAGGGUAACUUGGUACGAUUCCUCUAGCUGUUUGUGUAAAGCAUACUGGCCUCAUUUAGUAGGGUAACUUGGUAUGAUUCCUCUAGGUGUUUGUGUAAAGCAUACUGGCCUCAUUUAGUAGGGUAACUUGGUACGAUUCCUCUAGCUGUUUGUGUAAAGCAUACUGGCCUCAUUUAGUAGGGUAGCUUGGUACGAUUCCUCUAGCUGUUUGUGUAAAGCAUACUGGCCUCAUUUAGUAGGGUAACUUGGUAUGUACUUUGAGUUCUGUCUGAAUUUUAUUCUGGAAUAAAUACCAGUUAAUGAAGUUCCAGGUGCACCAGGGGUACACAGGCAAAAGGCUCUGUCAACAGCAAGAGUUAAAAGAUUAGGAGUCCAGCUCUCCCAAUCUCAAUAAGGUGAUUCUUUAUUAAUGGUGUCAAAUGACUCAUUUCUUUAACUCCAUUAAUAAAGGAUUACCUUAUGGAGAUCGGGAAUGCUGGAUCCACCCGAUUUGUUUUCUGGCACCACAGAGGCCUUUUAUUUACAUGAUGCUUUCACAUGAUAGAAUCUGAAAUGGGAUUUUCCUGGUCAAAUAUAACUUGAAUUUCCAUGUGAAUAAAUCUUCUUCAGGGGUAAUCAAUAUCCAGAAUAUCGCUGUCAAUAAACUGCUAGUAAAAUAAAACCUGUAAUUCCAUCAUCAUUUUUACCACUGCAGUGAACCUGUUUACAAUUUGUCCAUUUCCUCUCCACCAGGUGAGCUCCAGAGGAAAAUUGGUGUGAAGGUCCUGGAGAUGCGGGGGAAUGCUGUGGUGGGAUACUUGCAGUGCUUCGAUCUGGAAGGAGAGUCUGGCUUGGUGGUCCGAGCUAUAGGAACUGCUUGUACUUUGGAUAAAAUAAGUAAUCCAGCCUCGUUUGCCCCAGCGUGUAAUUCUCCCUGCAAAGAAAUGAAAGAGUAAGUGAUUUGAAGCACACUUGUUCUGUGACUCUGGUUGCCUAGACACUCUUUAGUAACUCUGGAAAUCUUCUGCCUAGUGUAAUUUUCUGAUCCUUUUUUUAGCCUCAAUCCAGGCAGUGCAUAUUUUAGCCUUUUCCCCCUGAAAACUAGAACGAUCUAGGUGUGCAAGCUGUUGUUGGCCAGUAAGGUAAUAAAUAUUUACUGUUAAAGAUAUCUCUAGUGAUUUGUUCGCUUUGACAUCCACUCAAUAAUAAUAAUAAUAAUAGCAAGGUGUUUGACACAAACCGUGCUGCGUGAUACAGAUCUAACUUGAAAGAUGAUGCAGACAUGGAGCCAUGGCUUUGAGGAAUUUCCACUAGCGAGCUGCGAUUAUACCUGACAUCCUGGACCUGCUUUACUUUUGUUAUUGAGUCUUCUGUAGGUUUUUGUUUUAAAAGUUUGAGAAUCAGUUUUGUUUUAUUUCAACAUUUUUGUGUAAUAUUUUCAGAACCCGAUGUUUGAUCCUAUUUGUUAGUUUUAAACGACAAUCUCCAGUACUCCUAAAAAAUAGCUUAUCUGUGAUAAUCUGAAAUAUCUUAAGGACUUGUCAACUAAACACAGUUUUCAGAGUUAAAAGUUUAGGCUGAAUUAGUUAUUAAUAAUCUAGGAUUCUCCACAAAUCGCUGGUAAACUAUUACACUAGAAUGCACAUCCAUAUCCUGGAAGGAAUGAAAUGUAAUUUUAACGGAAAAACUGUAAUGAUGAUAAAUCACCAAAUGUUAACAAACUAUAAAAGUUAUAUCUGCAAAGAAAACCAAAUAAACUCUCAGCCAUCGCUAUGUCAGAACAUACAGGGAUCACGGUCAGUGUGUACGUGUAUAUCUCCAUCAGGGUUAUUCACUAACGUGAGAUUUCAAGGUGAGCUCAAAAUAGCCAAAUGGGAAAAAUUCUUUAAGUCAGCUAUGCUUCUAUUUAAAAAAAAUAUAUAUAAAUAAUUCACUUUGAGGUCUUACUUUAGUAAAUCUCUAGUUUUUCUCUCUCUCUCUCUCGUUCUCUCGUUCUCUCUCCCCUCUCCCCCCACCACCCCCCACCUUUUGUAAAUUGAAUCUCUCUUGCUUGUGAAAGUCAGAUUUCUGAGAUAGAGUUGGGCUUUGCUUGAGGUAUGUACAGGCAGUUAAACCUACAGCUGCUCCACCUCUCUAUGAUGCAUGUGUUAUUUAGUAGUGGAGUAGUAACACUGCUUGCAGGCCAUAUAUAUAGAAUAUAUUUUAAUCUUCAGAUAUGUGUAUCUUUUAUCCUAUACAUUUCACUGUCAGUUUUGCAAGGCAGUGUCUAGAAUAAAGGAUUACUUAUCUGAUAUUGAUAUCGUUUCUUGGUUUGGAAGUGCCAGGGACAAAUUCUAUAAAUGUAAUUUAAACCACUAUCCUUCUAGGUAACCGUAACAUUCCAGUAACUUUGUAACAGCCCUCACUUCAGUUUAUAUCUGGUUUCUUAAAUUCCUGUGCCAGCCAUAUUGUUUUAAAUCUAGUGCACAGCUUACAGUGAAUGCCAGAACUAACAUGUGAUGAGUGCCUGCAUUGUCUUUGACCUCUUCUCUUCUUGCAUGCUUCUAGGAUUACAAACCAAAUCCCACCCUAAUCAUUUUAACACUUAGAACUGGUGCCAGCUACCCGUGUACUGUUUUCUUUUCUUCCACCUUUGCUGCCAAUUCUCUCAGGUCUCCGCUGAUUCAGCCGCCAAGCCACGGGUACCGUUCGACUCACAACAGCCCAAUUCACAUGGCUACUGGCUCACGGCUCAGUCAGAACUUCUCUGUGUCAGUUCCCACUCUCAUCUACACUGGUACGAGACCGCUCACACUCAGGAGCCACAGGCAGACUUGUCGCAAAGGGCAGGCAGGCAGGGAAUGUAGGCAGGUACCCUCUAUCUGUACUCCCUUUUAUUGGGGAGUUCUCUUAUUGCUGCUGAAACACUUCUUUUAUUGACUCCGCACUCAGUCCAGUAUCACUUGCUACCGACCAGUGCUUUCCCUAACUGCUGGUAUAUACUCUUGGUUUAAACUUGGCAAAAAAGCUGCUUUAAACCUGGAGACAGAAGGGAUGAGGCUGUGCCGGGCCAAAUUUAGCCACCCCUUUCACAUAAAUUCUCAGAAUUUUCAUAAGGAUUACCAGUCCCUUAACCACAUGUUUUUAGAGCGGAGAACAGGUUAUAAUAAUAAUAAUGCCUAAAAUGCAAUCUUGUAUUUGGUAACAAUGUCCCUUUGAUUUCCAUAUAAAUAUCAAAAUCAGUAUAGACUGCGUAGCAGCACGCCCAGUGCCGAUCAUGCAGUGAUAUUACAAGGGCAGAAUGAGUGGCUUUUGUCAGUAGAAGAAGCUGUUUUGAGUAACCGGUAAGUGACUCCUGUUGCUUGGCGUGAUGCCCGCUCUGUAGCUGUGGCACAUGAGUGAUGCUGCAGGAUAAGGAAACAUACUUCUGUUUGGCAGAAAGAUUAACGCCUUUUUUAUUUAUUUUUAUUUUAUUUUUUCUUGGCCGCAUACAUCGUAAAGAUGUUCUAAUUUUCUUACUUUUUAUUUUAAAGUUUCUGCUUACUUUAUGUUUCCCUUUGCAUUUGCUUUAUUUGGUUAUUUGGUUGUUUGGACUUGUCAUGCGAGAGUUGGCCUGAGGUCAAGACAGUGCCCUGUGGAAUGCUGCAAGGUUGACCUAAGCCCUUCCGGAGAAAGCACUGAAGCCCACUCACUCCCACCCACCCCAGUUCUGGACCCUUACCAUUAUCAGCCUCAACAUUUAUCAAAGGAUUGCUUAAUCUGUCUCCACCUUCUUCUGGCAGGGUUCCCUUCAGUGAGGAGCUUAAUACCAAUACUUACUCAUCAGGACCCUCCACCCCUCUGAAAAACCAAACCUGUUCCUUUUCACCUUCAAAGUCUUACAGCCGACAGUCGUCCUCUUCUGAUACAGAUUUAAGUUUGACACCUAAAACUGGUAAGGUGCAUCCACCACUUUGUUUUAAUUUGUUUCUUAUUUUCCCUUGUUUUGUCCUUUUUAUUUAUUUUCUUCUCUUCGUGUAGCCAUCUUUUUAUCCUUAACGUUAUCAAAAUUACCUUAAGAACUCUUUGUUACAGUGUGGGCUCCCUCAUGUUUUGUAGUAGGAGUGAAAAUAAUUGGGCACUUCCUUUGACAUUUCUAAAGAUAUGUUAUGUUAGCCUCCUUAUCCCAUAGUCAUAGCCUGCAGCUGGGGAUUCUGGGUAACAACACCCUCCUUAUCACAUAGCCAUAGCCUGCAGCUGGCUGUUCUAGGUAACCACCCGCCUCAUCCCAUAGCCUGAAGCUGAGGGCUCUAGGUAACCACCCGCCUCAUCCCAUAGCCUGAAGCUGGGGGCUCUAGGUAACCACCAGCCUCAUCCCAUAGCCUGAAGCUGGGGGGCUCUGGGUAACCACCCGCCUCAUCCCAUAGCCUGAAGCUGGGGGCUCUAGGUAACCACCCGCCUCAUCCCAUAGCCUGAAGCUGAGGGCUCUAGGUAACCACCCGCCUCAUCCCAUAGCCUGAAGCUGGGGGGCUCUAGGUAACCACCCGCCUCAUCCCAUAGCCUGAAGCUGGGGGGCUCUGGGUAACCACCCGCCUCAUCCCAUAGCCUGAAGCUGGGGGGCUCUAGGUAACCACCCGCCUCAUCCCAUAGCCUGCAGCUGGGGGGUUCUGGGUAACCACCCGCCUUAUCCCAUAGCCUGCAGCUGGGGGGGCUCUGGGUAACCACCCGCCUCGUCCCAUAGCCUGAAGCUGGGGGCUCUAGGUAACCACCCGCCUCAUCCCAUAGCCUGAAGCUGAGGGCUCUAGGUAACCACCCGCCUCAUCCCAUAGCCUGAAGCUGGGGGGCUCUAGGUAACCACCCGCCUCAUUCCAUAGCCUGAAGCUGGGGGGCUCUGGGUAACCACCCGCCUCAUCCCAUAGCCUGAAGCUGGGGGGCUCUAGGUAACCACCCGCCUCAUCCCAUAGCCUGCAGCUGGGGGGUUCUGGGUAACCACCCGCCUUAUCCCAUAGCCUGCAGCUGGGGGGGCUCUGGGUAACCACCCGCCUCGUCCCAUAGCCUGAAGCUGGGGGGCUCUGGGUAACCACCCGCCUCGUCCCAUAGCCUUAAGCUGGGGGGCUCUGGGUAACCACCCGCCUCGUCCCAUAGCCUGCAGCUGGGGGGGCUCUGGGUAACCACCCGCCUCGUCCCAUAGCCUGCAGCUGGGGGGGCUCUGGGUAACCUCCCGCCUCGUCCCAUAGCCUGCAGCUGGGGGGUUCUGGGUAACCACCCUCCUUAUCCCAUAGCCUGCAGCUGGGGGGUUCUGGGUAACCACCCUCCUUAUCCCAUAGCCUGCAGCUGGGGAUUCUGGGUAACCACCCUCCUUAUCCCAUAGCCUGCAGCUGGGGGGUUCUGGGUAACCACCCGCCUCAUCCCAUAGCCUGCAGCUGGGGGGUUCUGGGUAACCACCCUCCUUAUCCCAUAGCCUGCAGCUGGGGAUUCUGGGUAACCACCCUCCUUAUCCCAUAGCCUGCAGCUAGGGAUUCUGGGUAACCACCCUCCUUAUUACAUAGUCUGCAGCUGGGGGUUCUGGGUAACCACCCUCCUUAUCCCAUAGCCUGCAGCUGGGGGUUCUGGGUAAUCACCCUCCUUAUCACAUAGCCUGCAGGUGCAUUCUCUAUUUCCCAGAUCAGCUAUUUUGGGUUAAAUGUUUCAAUUACCUAGUAUGCUUCCACAAUCCAUAUUUUAGUGAACACCACCCAUUGUCCUACCCCCUUCUGGAGAAAACCUUGAUCUUUAGACGUCCUCUCCAGCCAAGGAAAAUAUAUGAUGAAUUUUACAAAGUUCAGUCUGUGUGAGCCUCGUAGAACAGAUGCAGAAUUAACCGUUCUGGGGAUUUCUAUUCAUUAGCAAGCAAUCGUCACUCCUCUGUCAGUCGAGGAGUUAGAAGGUCAACGAAGGGGACAGGGUAACCGAUUCAACGUGUAACAGCCCCAGUUCUGCAGAAGAGAUUUAAUGAGCAAUAAGAGCCAAAGGGAGUUCCAUACAUUUGUUGAUUGAGGGGAUUUCUUUCCUAAACUGCAAACUAUUGCAAAUUUUAAACCGAAUUGUCAAAUUUGUUGUGUUUUUCAGAUGAGCUAUUUUUGCCUCGGUGUUUCAGUCUGGAUUUCCGUUUACUAGUUUGGUGUUUAAGAAAGAAACCCCUUUGUGUAUAGUGUUCUGUGUUCUCAAUAGAGGAGGGUUUUGAUAACUUUCCAUCUCUUUUUGCCGUUGUGGUGCUGUUUUUUUGUGUCAACCCCUGAUGCAAGCAGUUUUUAUAUAACCCGAUAAAUGCUAUUUCGUUUUUUUCUUGUUUUCUUUUUACUUAUGAUGUUUUUAUUCCGAUGUUCAUUUUUCUUUCUUCUGUUUCUGUUCUUUCCUCAUCUCUUGUAACUUCCAUCUUCCAACUGCUCCUGUUCACUACCAGCCGUGGCGCUGCGAGGGCCUAGGAUUUUUGUUUGCCCCAGUUCCCCUGCCCUCCUCUAUCAGUCCCCAUGUUUCAAUCAGUCCUGUAGCCUCCUGCCUGCAGCGGGCAGCACAACCCCUCUGCUCCCCAGUCAUACCCUGAGGAAGUCCGUCUCAUUCAGUAACGAGCUGCUGUUGGCUGGUAGGGCUCAGCUUUCUGCACACAGAGCUGUCACCAGCAUGCUAUUGUGUCUAGAAAUAACCAAAUAACGUAAAAAUCUCACAAACUUAACUAUUUUUGCAAUCUAGUUUGCAGUGGCUUAGACUGUUUUUCUAAUACUGGUUAGAAUAGGAAUUUUACAAUGGUAAUGUAGCAUUUGAUUUACGCUUCAUCAUCAGAUGGCAAAUCUCAAGAUGCAGCCAUGUUUAAAUCAUCAGCACCUGAGUUUGCUCUUUAAUUAUCCCAUGCUGUCACGUAGCGUAGGUGCUGCACCUUCAUGGAGGGCCUUGUCUUGGUACCACAAAAUACUACAUACCUAAACUGUCUCCAUAACAGGUCUUUGUAACGGUUAAUGCUCUGCCAUGUACAGACCCACAGAGCUUAUUUGGAUUUAAUAUAUCUUGUGUUCAUGUUAAACAAUGCUUAGGGAUAUUGCAUGAAGUAGUUAGUGUAGUAAUAAAAGUACACUGGCUAGGGGUUUAUUGGUAUUUUGUACACUGGCUAGGGGUUUAUUGGUAUUUUGUACACUGGCUAGGGGUUUAUUGGAUUCUGUACAUUGGCUAGGGGUUUAUUGGCAUUCUGUACACUGGCUAGGGGUUUAUUGGUAUUCUGUACAUUGGCUAGGGGUUUAUAGGCAUUCUGUACAUUGGCUAGGGGUUUAUAGGCAUUCUGUACAUUGGCUAGGGGUUUAUAGUCAUUCUGUGCAUUGGCUAGGCAUUAUGUGCAUUGGCUAGGGGUUUAUAGGCAUUCUGUACACUGGUUAGGGGUUUAUAGUCAUUCUGUGCAUUGGCUAGGCAUUAUGUGCAUUGGCUAGGGGUUUAUAGGCAUUCUAUACACUGGUUAGGGGUUUAUAGGCAUUCUGUGCAUUGGCUAGGGGUUUAUUGGUAUUCUGUACAUUGGCUAGGGGUUUAUAGGCAUUAUGUGCAUUGGCUAGGCAUUAUGUGCAUUGGCUAGAGGGUUAAAAGCAUUCUGUGUAUUGGCUAGGGGUUUAUAGGCAUUCUGUGUAUUGGCUAGGCAUUAUGUGCAUUGGCUAGGGGGUUAUAGGCAUUCUGUGCAUUGGCUAGGGGGUUAUAGGCAUUAUGUGCAUUGGCUAGGGGGUUAUAGGCAUUAUGUGCAUUGGCUAGAGGGUUAUAGGCAUUCUGUGCAUUGGCUAGGGGGUUAUAGGCAUUCUGUGUAUUGGCUAGGCAUUAUGUGCAUUGGCUAGGGGGUUAUAGGCAUUAUGUGCAUUGGCUAGGGGGUUAUAGGCAUUAUGUGCAUUGGCUAGGGGGUUAUAGGCAUUCUGUGCAUUGGCUAGGGGGUUAUAGGCAUUCUGUGUAUUGGCUAGGCAUUAUGUGCAUUGGCUAGGGGGUUAUAGGCAUUAUGUGCAUUGGCUAGGGGGUUAUAGGCAUUAUGUGCAUUGGCUAGAGGGUUAUAGGCAUUCUGUGCAUUGGCUAGGGGGUUAUAGGCAUUCUGUGCAUUGGCUAGGGGUUUAUAGGCAUUCUGUGUAUUGGCUAGGCAUUAUGUGCAUUGGCUAGGGGGUUAUAGGCAUUCUAUACACUGGUUAGGGGUUUAUAGGCAUUCUGUGCAUUGGCUAGGGGUUUAUUGGUAUUCUGUACAUUGGCUAGGGGUUUAUAGGCAUUAUGUGUAUUGGCUAGGCAUUAUGUGCAUUGGCUAGAGGGUUAAAAGCAUUCUGUGCAUUGGCUAGUGGGUUAAAGGCAUUCUGUGUAUUGGCUAGGGGUUUAUAGGCAUUCUGUGUAUUGGCUAGGCAUUAUGUGCAUUGGCUAGGGGGUUAUAGGCAUUCUGUGUAUUGGCUAGGGGUUUAUAGGCAUUCUGUGUAUUGGCUAGGCAUUAUGUGCAUUGGCUAGGGGGUUAUAGGCAUUCUGUGUAUUGGCUAGGGGUUUAUAGGCAUUCUGUGUAUUGGCUAGGCAUUAUGUGCAUUGGCUAGGGGGUUAUAGGCAUUCUGUGUAUUGGCUAGGGGUUUAUAGGCAUUCUGUGUAUUGGCUAGGCAUUAUGUGCAUUGGCUAGGGGGUUAUAGGCAUUCUGUGUAUUGGCUAGGGGUUUAUAGGCAUUCUGUGUAUUGGCUAGGCAUUAUGUGCAUUGGCUAGGGGGUUAUAGGCAUUCUGUGCAUUGGCUAGGGGUUUAUAGGCAUUCUGUGCAUUGGCUAGGCAUUAUGUGCAUUGGCUAGGGGGUUAUAGGCAUUCUGUGCAUUGGCUAGGGGUUUGGAUCUCCAUUUAGAGAUAUUUCACACAUUAUCUAGGGGCUUAUAGGUCAGUACAUGCCAGGCUACAUGUAUUAUAUUGCUGGCAGUCUGGGUUCUGUUAUGGGUUUAUUCUUUAUUUUUGUAGUGCAGAGUGAAAUCCAAUCUCAUUAACCAUUUUGUUUUCUCAUUUUGUGUGUCUGCCUCAUUAGUACUGUGUAGUCCUGUUGGUCAAAGUGUUUGCAUCAGACUUUUACUAAACACGUUGAAAUCGGACUAUAGAGACACUAAGCUCAUGAUGUUUCCUUAUCCAAUCACCACUGAUGUGCUUAGUAAUAAGUCCAGGUAGUUUUAGGAAAAGCUAGUGGGGGUCCUUACCUGAUGCACUAUUGUAGACCAGUUGCUUGCUAUCCGCGUGGGCAUAUUAUUUUAUUAUUUGUAUAGCGCCAGCAAAUUCCAUAGCGUGGGCAUAUGAAAAUACUGUCACAGAAUAAAACACAGGUCCUAAAGUAACUCGCCCCCACUAUCACCAUUUAUCCACUCUAUUCCUCUGUCUGCUCCUAGAUACCCUUCCUUCAUCCUGGCAUGUUAAUGAUCGGAUGGCCUGUAUGUAGAAAUCCAUGCAGUCCAAUUAAUAGAUCGUUAAGCAUUACUUAAAGUGCUGGACCCACUUAAACUGCAGAACUCUCCAGACGAGAGCACAGGCUUAUUCACUAACGUGAGAAAUCAAAAUUAAAUUCUAAUUUUAGGCCAAAGUAGCUAAUCUGGAAGUGUAGCUGACUUGGAUAAUGUUUCCAUUUUGGCUAUUUUGGUCUCAAUUAGAAAUGCAGGCUUUUCUGCGUGUGACUAAAUGGAGCCUGCAUUGUCUUAUUAAAAGCAGUUAAACAUGCAUGCAGUGAUGGGAAGCAAGCCCCAUAGACUGUGCUGUGAUCUACUUUAACGCACCAUCACUCUUUCUCUGGAGCACUGUGGUCUUUGCAUGAUCCCUGAAAUUAUGUCUUUUCAUGUUAAAUGGCCAUUCAUAAAUGUUGAACCAGUGCUAAGUGUGUAGAAUCCGUUAUUGAGAGUGGGUGCAUGUACUAAGUGUGUUUCUGUAAUGAUUCUCUACAGGAAUGGGAAGUGGCAGCGCUGGAAGAGAUGGAGGUGCAUUUAAAGCCCUCCUCAGGCAGCAGACACAGACUGCGUUGGAGCAGAGGGUAAGCGUCUACUAGACAUCUUCUCAGUCUCCAGCCUCUUUGAUAUCUGCUUAUUUCAUGAAUCUGCAACUUUCUGUAAAAACUAAAAUUUCCUGAUACUGUUAUUAAAGGGACACUCCAGUGCUGUGCUUCUAUUGCACUUAGUGCUGCAAUGUAAAACAUGUUCCAAAGAACUGCAAUGUUUACAUUGCAGCUCCAAGUCUGCCCUCUGUGGCUGUCUAAUAGACAGCCACUAGAGGGCUUCCAGAAUCCAAACCGACCUUUGGUCGGUUAUCUGAUGCUGGACGUCCUCACUGACCUCCAGCGUCAGAUUUUCCCCAUAGGAAUGCAUUGAAUAAUGCUUUCCUAUGGGGAGGUCUAAUGCGCAUUAGGUCUCCCCCACCAGCUGAUGAGGGACAUUGGCGCUGGAUUCAGGUAAGUAGCUGAAGGGCAAGCGACAAGGGGUGGGCUGCGGGAGGGAGGGGGGCACUUCAGGAUCCUGCAGUGCCAGGAGUCCCUUUUAAAUUAGAAAGCACUGCCCUCUUGUACUUUUACCAAUUGUUAGGUCUCUGGAAGAAAUCAACAUAAGAUUUAAUAUUUGAUCGGACAGAGGUGCCAAUUAACCCUUGCCGCUGUCGCUUCCCAUUGUUUUCCAAUUGUUAGGGCUUUUUUUUUUUUUUUUUUGAUGCUGUACAACCUGUGCUGUUAGACAUUACUGGUGACGUGACGGCACCAUUCCCUUUACAUUGGCAUGGGGUACCGUUGAAAAAGUCAGGAUUUAUUCCCAAUUCUGUGAACAGUUAGCUGUGUGAGUGCUGCUUAUCGUGUCUUUCUAUUGUUUAAGUUAUGAUGGUUAUCAUUGUGUUCUUUUUUGAUGAUUAAUUUGCCACUUGCAAUAUCUUUCCAGGAGUUCCCCUUUUUCACACUAACUGCAUUUCCGCCAGGAUUCCUUGUACAUGUUGGUGGUGUUGUUAGCGCUCGCUCUGUGAAACUCCUGGAUCGCAUUCACAAUCCCGGUGUGUAUGUCUGUUUUAUUAGUUUUUGCAAACCGUUUCUUUUUAGUAAAAAGGAAAUUGGUGUGAGACGGUAAACGUUCCAUUUUGCUGUGAUUUAUUCUGUAGCUAAUGCCAGCCAUGCUCCUGUUUUUAUUGCAGAGUAUGUUAACGUUCUCUGUGUUUAAGGAGUAUUCUGUGUAAGGUAUCACUUGAAGGUUUCUAGCUUUAGGAAUACUGUAUAAGGGGUUGGGAGUGUUGACUGUAAGGGUCUCUGAAAGUAUUCUAUAUUUACAGGGUCCUCUGAGCACAGUAUUUAAGAAUCCUCUGAGUAGUUUGUACUUAUGAAAGAAUCAUUAAACUUUAAAAGUACUUUAUAUAGGGCUCUCUGAGGGUCGACACUGCUCUAUGUAGGGAUCUUUGGUGAUGGAUGGAGUUGUAUAUAGAGGUCUCUGAGGGUUGAGAGUGCUGUGUGUAUGGGUCUCUGAGGGUUGAGAGUGCUGUGUGUAUGGGUCUCUGAGGGUUGAGAGUGCUGUGUGUAUGGGUCUCUGAGGGUUGAGAGUGCUGUGUGUAUGGGUCUAUGAGGGUUGAGAGUGCUGUGUGUAUGGGUCUCUGAGGGUUGAGAGUGCUGUGUGUAUGGGUCUCUGAGAGUUGAGAAUGCUGUGUGUAUGGGUCUCUGAGAGUUGAGAGUGCUGUGUGUAUGGGUCUCUGAGGGUUGAGAGUGCUGUGUGUAUGGGUCUCUGAGGGUUGAGAGUGCUGUGUGUAUGGGUCUAUGAGGGUUGAGAGUGCUGUGUGUAUGGGUCUCUGAGGGUUGAGAGUGCUGUAUAUUAGAGGUCUGAGGGUUGAGGGGUGUGUGUAUAUAUAGGGGUCUCUGAGGGCUGAGGUGUGUGUGUGUGUGUGUGUGUGUGUGUAUAUGUAUGUGUAUGUAUAUAUAUGUAUGUGUAUGUAUAUAUAUAUGUGUGUGUCUCUGAGAGUUGAGAGUGCUGUAUAUUAGAGGUCUCUGAGGUUUGAGUUGUGUGUGUGUGUGUGUAUAAGGGUCUCUGAGGGCUGAGAGUGUGUGUGUGUCUGUCUCUCUGAGGGUUGAGAGUGCUGUAUAUUAGAGGUCUGAGGGUUGUGUGUGUGUGUAUAGGGGUCUCCGAGGGUUGAGAGUGCUGUAUAUUCGAGGUCUCUGAGGGUUGAGUGGUGUGUGUGUGUGUGUGUGUGUGUGUGUGUGUGUAUAUAUAUAUAUAUGUGUGUGUGUGUCUCUGAGGGUUGAGAGUGCUGUAUAUUAGAGGUUUCUGAGGUUUGAGUUGUGUGUGUGUGUGUGUGUAUAAGGGUCUCUGAGGGCUGAGAGAGUGUGUGUGUCUGUCUCUCUGAGGGUUGAGAGUGCUGUAUAUUAGAGGUCUGAGGGUUGUGUGUGUGUGUGUAUAUGGGUCUCUGAGGGCUGAGUGCUGUAUAUUCGCGGUCUCUGAGGGUUGAGUGGUGUGUGUGUAUAUAUGUGUAUAUGUGUGUGUGUGUAUAUGUGUGUGUGUGUGUAUUCCCUUUUCCUGCCUUUCUGUUUAUUUUGACUCAGAAGUUUUACUUGUUUGGCUUUCAGCACAAACAGUUUGAAUGACGAGGUUACACAAUGCGCGGUGUAAAGCAAUCUCUGUAUUCGUGGUGCCAGUGGCCUGUAAAAUCUGUGUAAUGCAAUAACUUUCAAUAUACAUUUUGCCAGUAACGUGGCUGUGCAAUGCACAGAUUGAAUCUUAUUCCUUGCGAGGUUGGACCGGUGUCUUUUCAACCAGAUGCUGCUCGAACAUAAUUCUUGUUGAUUCUAACGCUUCAGAAAAGCUCUUUGAUGGACAUUUUAUAAUAUACUUUCACAAAGAUUUAAGAAAAAUGGGGGCAAACUGAGGGUCCCAGUGUUUCCAUCACUGCAUGCUCUUGGCAAAUCAGCAGGAUGGCAUAAUGACGCAAUGUGUUCGUCAACAAAAAGUGUCAAAGAGCUUUUCUUUACCCUGUAGGUCAUGAACAGAUGCCCUUUGAAUCUUAAUAAGAGGUGAAUAAAUUAAAUUCUGACACAGUGGUAAAAUAAUUUAUUUAAUAGCACGGAUUUGACUUUAAAUGUUUCAUUUGCAAAAUAAUACUUUUGGCCAUGACUCUUGCAAGUUUUUCUAAAUCCUUCAAUUCCAAACUUUUAUUAACUGUGCUGUCUGUGUCUUUCUAGUUCUCUGUGUAAACUGUGCUCGUCUUUGUACUUCUGACGUUUCUGCUUCUGUAACUGACCUACUAAUUUGCUGUUUUAAACUCAGCCUUUGUCGGGAUAAUGGGUAACACAAGAUCUUACAAACUGCUAGACUGGAAUAGUUACAAUUCAGGUAUUUUAAUAGUCUUUACAUAAAAUACAUUUAUGACGGUAAAAAUAAUGGCAGCUCAGUGAAGAACUUAGUGUGGAAGGUUUGCGCUGUGAAUCCCAGUGCAGCCACUGGAACCAAACCAUAAUGUUUGCCUAUAUCCCUAAAAAUUAAAUUUUUACAUUCAACAUAUUCAGGUAACAUCUGCAUAAUUCGGGCACCGCCGAUUCUUAAUGAACCUUUAAGACUUACACCAUCAUGCCCUUUAAAUGCAUAGCCCAUUCCUGUUAGUAUAUGUAACUGGUAUAACGUGGGACUGUGUGGAUAGUGUAGAAUGUAGAUGCUCUGCUUGCACCAUAUUGUCUGAUAAUGUUUCCUAAUGCCAAUAUAGUAAACCACUCUAGUCUGCCUGGACGUCUUCUUCACCGCAUCAGCACGAUCAUGCCACGGGACUGGUUGCCCACACACUGCCACUCGUGUUUGGGUGUGAGUGGAUAGUGGCGACUGGACAAACAUGGCGUAAGGGAGCCCAGGUUUCAGUUAAUUAGUUGCUCCAGCGAAUCAUUGUUUUUUUGUUUUGUUUUUUAACCCACUCAACAGCUUGAAAUCAAAUGAACUCUCCAAAUACAAAAAAAAACAGUUUAAUUUGCUCAGUUGCUUUAUGCGUGAUGUGUCCUUUUUGUUUUAGUUUUUUUUUUCAUUUCACAAAAAGUACAGAUUUCAAUAGAAAUUUUCACUUUUAUAACUUCUCCCUCGGCUGUCAGACAACUGGUCCUGAUGCUUCCUGGUUUGCAAAGACUUCUCAUGUAGCUGCAUUGGGAAGUGUAAAAACAUGAGCGUAAGACACCACCUAGGAGGUUUGUCAAUCCAUGGCUUCCAUACUCUAUUACUCUACCGCCACCUGCUGUGUUGUAAUAGGAGAGGCCAUACCUUACUUUUCUCUCGCCCCACACCGGUUGCAAUGCUAUGUGCUCUUUGGAAAACCUUUUGUUUUUUACACAACGUUGCAUGGAAUGAGGUACAUCUUGUGAGUUAUUCCUUAGCAGACACUGACUUGCUCUGAAGUAACAUUUGCACAUUCAGCAGUGAUAUCUUGAGAUUUGAGAGAACCCCUAAACUACCUGUGGAAUUUGUGGGGGUUCAUUAUUUAGAAAGAUCAAUUUUUUUGAUCAGCUAGUGUUCGAUGCCUACAGGAAACUGUGGCAGUGUGGAAGGUGUCUUGACUGUGAGAAAGUGUUGUUUCUUUAAAUUUGUCUUAAAGAUUUAGCAAAUAUCAUCACAAUCGAGUUAAACUCCGGUCCUGAUACAGCUUACAUUGAAUUGCAAUAGGAGAAACUGACUUAUCAAAGUCUGUAUUUUAAAAAGUGGUCUAAAGUAAAGUGGAGCAAUCACCAUGGAAACUAGCAGGCAAAUUCCAUUGACUUCUAAAUUUUUGCACCUCUUUUUAGAAACAAAAUUCAAGGUGGAUUUAAAGUGAAUUUCAAAUUUAAAGGAACACUGUAGCACUAGGAAUACAAAAUGCGUAUUCUUAACACUAUAGUGCCCUGGUAGCCAUUUAUGUCCCAAGCACCCACCUGUAGGUAGGAAAAAAGGUAUUUUUACUUAUCUUUUCUCCCUCAGAGCCGCUCUCCACAUUGACGUCUCGCCUCCUUAACUGAGAUCAAGAUUCGUGGUCUGGUUUUUUUUUAUUUUAUUUUUUAUAGGAAAGCAUUGGGGAGGCUAGUGCUCCAAUUUGAUGUCUCUAUAAUCGCCUCUAGAGACAUUUAAAUCCUGCAAUGAAAGAAUUGGCCUUACUACACAAUGUCAGGGUUAAAACGAGCUGGGUGGGUGGACAUAGCACCCAGGCAACUUCCCAUGGAGAUAAUGUGCUAUGGGUGCCUAUAAAGUUCCUUAAAGGUCUAAAUUGCCAAACUGGAAAAUUAUGACAUUUCAAAAAAGUCAGUUAUGCUUUCAAUUCAGCUACUCUGACUUUAAAUUUGAAAUGCACUUUGGAUUUUUUUUUAAUGUGAAUAACUUUUAGAAACAUCAUGAAUUUAUCGCUCUCCAAAUUUUCUUAUUGAUUGACAGGUGUAAAAGGUGGAGCUUAUAACAUUGAUGGGGAGCCAACAUAGAGGCAUCCAUUUCUAGGACAUAUUUAAAUACAGUGAUGUGCAUUUCUACCUUUCAUUUUAUUUCUUCUCAAUAUUUGUUCAAUAUAAAAGCAUGGGAUGUGCCAGUUCCUUUAACAUCCUAUUACCUCUGGUGGGCCAUUGUCUGCCGGUGGCACACAUUGAUUAUUACGUGCCGACAGCAGCAAGCUCUGGGGAGGAAUUUGGUUAUAUAAUACAUGUGACUAAUCUUGAAACCUCAGCAAAAUAUUGUUUAGAUGUGGCCAGCUGCUGUAAAUCUUUUAAUGCCCCCUAUUCUGCAACAUUUCCGUUUCUGUCACACAAAACUUUCACUGCUUGUAAAGAGCCAGUGUCUGUGUGUUUAAAUUGUCCCAUUCAAUCUUUUUACUGAGAAUAGUACUUCAUGUCAGACGAGGAACAAUUUACUUCUAUCCUAGAGCUCUUUUCUACGGACAGUGGGAUUAUCAAGCACUCAGGACUAAUUCUGCCCAUUAUACGCUGUGAAUUAGCACGAGUACAGCCGGACGCAUUCCCUCAAUCUGUUAGAGAGGUUGUGCCCACAUUUAAAGUCUGAAAACACAGUGUCUCAUUUAAAGUUGUUCAAAAUUCACUACUAAUGAGGUAUGGCUAGAAGGAAGUGUGUAAUAUCUGCCUUACCCACACUUCUCGUGGGUGCGGAGCUAUGGAAGCCAGGAACACUCAUUCAGUGUUAAACUGCUCAAAAAUGGUUUAACUCUAAAUCAAGGGUCAGUGCCAGGGGAUUUCAGGCACUAUAACCACUUUAAUGAGAUGAAAUGUUCAUAGUGUCUAAAGUGUCCCUUUUGAGGUCUAUUUGUGGGAAACUGUGAUUGUGAAUUAAGGUAAUGCCCAUUUUAACCCAAUGACCUCUCUAUGGGGAUUACAUUUCUAUCUGAAUCCUACAUGCAGAUAGUGCAUUAAAGGACACUAUAGGCAUCAACAAAAACUUUAGCAUACUGAAGCAGUAUUGGUGUAUAGACCAUGCCCCUGCAAUCUCGCUGCUCAAUUUCUGCCAUUUAGGCAUUAAAGUACUUUGUUUCUGUUUAUGCAGCCCUAGCCACACCUCCCCUGGCUGUGACUGACACAGUCUGCAUGAAAAAAAGGUUUAAUUUUCAACCUAAUGAUAACUUACUUUAGACGUUUUUUUUCCCAUUAUCUCUAAAUUUCACUUAAUCACACACAGUAGUCUCAAAGACUAUUAACAGAGCAGAAGAUAAGACAUUCUAACUUAAACAGAAUUUACUAUAAAUGAAGUGUAAACAAUAAAUUAUCCCUUACAGGAAGUUUUUAGGAAGGCUGUGCAAGUCACAUGCAGGGAGGUUUUGCCUAGGGUUUGCAUAAACAAAGUGAUUUAACUCCUAAAUGGCAGAGAAUUGAGCAAUGAGACUGCAGGGGCACGAUCUAUACACCACAAUGCUUCAUUAACCUAAAGCUGUUUUGGUGACUAUAGUGUGUCCCUUUUAACUGUUUUUCUCACCUGUCUGGGAUUUGUAUAAGAUUGUACUUUUAACUUUAUCCUUGCUAUAGGAUAACUGCAGGGGGUUUAUUUUCCAUUUCCCAAUUACCAUUGAUUCUUCCAAUUAAAUACAAUCCGUUUUUAUGCCUUACCCAUCUCAUAGAGUUAGUGUCACACAGGGUUAUUCUAUGAAGUAAGAAAUGUCAGGAAUGAAACGUGAAUUUAACAUUUUAAAUAAAAUCUCUGAAUUGGAAAUCUUAUCGAAGUCUGUUGUGUUUUCAGUUUGGCUAUGAAUUCCUGUCGAGGCACGCUUAAAUAAUAUGGCUGUAUUGUUUUGUAGGAGGAGGUAACUUAUGACGUGUAAAAGCUAGAACAUAUUCUAACAAUGCUAAAAGGAACAGCAUAAUGUAAGAAAUAAUAUAUGCGUUGGAGUUCCUUACUGUCUUUAGAUAAGAUGGGCCUCUUGGCUUUUGUCAUUUUUAAGGGAGGAUGUUUGUUUCCAUGCUUUAAAGUGGUUUUGGUGCUUGGUAUCUUUUUUUUUUUAACUGUAUAAAUAAAGUUAGAUUUUUAAUUAAAAUUAAACUUGCAUACAAAUCUGGUUGUAAAAUGCAUGAAGGGGAUACACAGAGAAUUGCUCGGUUCCAUUUAAAUACCCUGUGAUAUUUCAACCAAUAAAUCAGUCUUCUGCAAAACAAAGCAUUCUAGAAAUCAUUUUAAAUCUGAAAUAACACUUAACAGAAAGGCAAACGUUGUGAUAUUUAAUGCUCCCCAACCUGUGGCUGAAACCAAGACCUGUUUUAUCAUGGCCUCAUUGGGGCUGUCUGCCCGUGUUUUGAUGUAGGGUACACGUAGGGCCAUUUCUUUCUGUCUGCAUUUCACUGAGCUGCCAUCGUUUUCUGUGUGUUAAAUCACAAACCCCUAGCAUGCAUCGAUCUACCCAUUUCUGGCUCUCGUCUGCUAAUUUCCAUGAAACCCUUAGCACACAGACUAGCGUAUUCUCUGCACCUUGCUGGACACGCUUUACCCUUUAUUUUUUUACUUGAAUUACUUUGCCUUAAUGUGCAGUGUACACAUGCUUUAUUGAAUCCUCUGUGGCGUUUUGUGGCCCCCUGUGAGACCUGAAAUAAGAAGCUGCUUGUCUGUAAAUUGCAGACGGAGAACCUGCAUUUAGUGCUUUUCAUGCAGUCCUCCCUCACUCUUAUAGCCGUGUUUUCUUUAUACUCAGCUUAUGUUGGCAUGAAAGGUAAGUUCUCCGAGCUUCUCUUGUGUUUGAUUAUUUUACCCCCCAGCACAGCUAUGAAAGUUCUGCAGUUUUAUCUCACACUGCCUUAUUUCUGUCUGAUUAAUCUGAUCCAACAUUUUGGCUUUCCACUAUCCCUCCACUAAAUAUUAACCUUGUUCCAAGUUCUUAUGGAACAGGUGUCAAACACUCUCCUUGUCGUGCAUGCAUUGUGGCAAACAGUAUUAUUUUGUAAUGUUAGUGUCUGCUAGAAGCCGCUGUGAAGCGGUUGGAAUGGUUUAAAAAUUCUGAAGCCAAAAAUGAAUUCUGGUAAUAGGGCAUUAAGAUAAGCGUUUUUGAUAAACCUGUAAGAGAAUGCAGAUCAGUCCUUGCCAUCGGGUGUUUAUCCCGAUACGGAUAGAAUGGGCAGGUCUCUUGCCUAUAUGGCUGACCGGGAAUAGAUCUUAUUUGGCUGUGUUUAUGAUUUGGUUCUUAUAUGCUGAUUUAACAGGAAAAUCUGAGCCUGUUUAGUUACAGGUUGCAAUUACUUGCCUCAAGUGACCUGCACCGACUGUUGUCUGGUAAAAAAGCGCAAUGAUAUUUUUUUUAUAGUGACAUUAUUCUUAUAUAUCACAAUACUGUGACUGCCCCCAAUAACAAAACAACUGAAACAAAUACACCCAAUGGAUCCUUAAUAGCAGGCAGUCUUUUAAGACCACGUUUCAGCACUGUUGACUUGACAAAGGCACAGGAUAGUGCCGAAACGUUGUCUUUUACUCUGAAUGCCAAAUAAAAGACUACCUGUUUUUAAGAAACUAUUGGGUAUUUUUGUUCCAGUUGGAUUGAUUAGGACUUGGCCUUCCUGGCUUGGAGCACCCCGGUGGGAGUAUUCCCCUAAUGGUGUGUGCAUUGCCCUCUUACACUCUGCCACAGUAACAAAACUCUGUUUGCAUUUGUUAGCAGUCUCUUUCUAUGUCUAUAUAAUGCAGGAUUCACUGUUUAUUGCUGUUCUAACAAUAGGCGGCUUUCUGCAGUGCCUGUACCAAACCAAAAAAGCAGAACAUUUGCAUGUGGGCAGAGAGGGCAGGGUUAAUCUAUACAAUCAUUGCCUGCUGCCUCUUUAAUCUAUUUGGGUAAAGUGUAAUCCCUUACCUCAUGACAUACACAGUAUACAAACACACAAUAUGCUGGCUCAGACACUGUGUGUGUGUGUGUGUGUGUAUGUAUGUAUGUGUGUAUAUGUGUGUGUGUGUGUAUAUGUGUGUGUGUGUGUAUAUAUAUAUACAGGCUAAGACACUUUAUAUACACACACACUAUGUUGGCUCAGACACUGUAUAUACACACUAUGCUGGCUCAGACACUGUGUGUCUGUGUGUGUGUGUAUAUGUAUAUAGAGAGAGAGAGAAUAAAGGGAGCACACUAGGACUACUUCUGAGUGGAAAAAAUAGUAUUUACUGUAUUAUAAAAUAAUACAUGUCCUGUGCAGAGUACAGAAAAUCGACGUUUCGACCGACCCCAGGAGGGUCAAAACGUCGAUUUUCUGUACUCUGCACAGGACAUGUAUUAUUUUAUAAUACAGUAAAUACUAUUUUUUCCACUCAGAAGUAGUCCUAGUGUGCUCCCUUUAUUCUCUAUUCUAUAUUUUACGCGGGAUUGCACCUAGGCAAUUUUUGAAUUUGCUUAAGUAAGCUCUAGGAGGAGUGCCUUGCUUAUCUAUUUUUCUGUGUGUGUGUAUAUAUAUAUACACACACACACACACACACACACACACACACUAUGCUGGCUAAGACACUGUAUAUACACUCUAUGCUGGCUCAGACACAUAUAUAUAUAUACACACACACACUAUGCUGACUAAGACACUGUACACACACACACUAUGCUGACUAAGACACUGUAUAUACACACUAUGCUGUGUGUGUGUGUGUGUGUGUGUGUGUGUGUGUGUGUGUAUAUAUAUAUACACACACACACACACUCUGCUGGCUAAGACACUGUAUACACACACUAUGCUGGCUAAGACACUGUAUAUACACACCCACACACACACUAUACUGGCUAAGACACUGUAUACACACACACUAUGCUGGCUAAGACACUGUAUGCAUACACACACACACUAUGCUGGCUAAGACACUGUAUGCACACACACACACACACUAUGCUGGCUAAGACACUGUAUGCACACACACACACACACACACACUACGCUGGCUAAGACACUGUAUAAACACACUAUGCUGGCUAAGACACUGUAUACACACACUACACUGACUUAAUUGUUGCUGUUGUAAAACCUCUAUAGAUACCUGUAAUCAGUCGCUACACCCAAAGGGUUAAUAUUUGACAUCUCCUUCAUUAAGGGUGUUGGGUCCAGUGGCCCAGUUAUUUUCCAGCCACCUCUGACAAAUUCCAUGGGAACUCGCUAGAAUACUCCGUAUGCGGUCAGGAAAAAGGAGAUCUGCAUCCUACAGUAGUACAUUAAUUCUCUUCUUAAACAGGGAUUUUAUGUGAAAUCACACGUAACACUAAAUGGAAAUCCGGAGAUGUCUUUGUCAUUUCAAUUAAAUUUUUUUUUCAGAUGAACCAGAAACUCGUGAUGCGUGGUGGGCAGAGAUACGCCAGGAGAUUAAAUCUCAUGCGAGAGCCCUGGGCUGCCAUGCUGUGGUGGGUUACAGCGAGUCCACUAGUAUCUGGUAAGCCAAUCUCUUUUUUUCCCCUGUUCUUUACUACAGUGUAAAACUGUAAUGGUAAUCUGUUGUACAAACAGAGAGAUCCCGAGGGGUAUUCCUGUCCCCAGAUCCAUUUUAUCAUGGGAUGCACGAAAACAAUACAAUGAUAUUACUUGAUAAUCGCAUCGAACAGCGCUGCUAUGUAUGUUGGUUCUGUAAAUAAAGUGACUUGCUGAUCUGUUUAAUGGUGCUAAAUGAACGAUUUUUACUAUGCACUGGAUUGUCAGUGAAUUGCAUAGAUUUGCCCUUCGUAUCCAAGCUGGUUAAAUAGUGGAGUUGGAGAAUAUUUCCAUGUGGGUUAUUUUGGAGUAAAAUCUGCAUUUCCCUUGCCUUUUCUCCCCAGUUCCUGGUUUUGCAAAGAAUUUGCUGUGUGCCGCGAGGAGAAUAUGUUUCAUGACAUCACAUUAGCUCUAGCUCUCUGCCGUUGCAGCUGUUGUAAUUCUGCUAAUCUGUGUAUACUUCUUUUCACAGUGAGGAAGUCUGUAUCUUGUCUGCUGCCGGCACAGCUGCUGUGCUGAACCCUCGAUACCUACAGGAUGCCGGCACCGAAUGCUGUAUGGAACAAAGGUUGUCUUGGGAGCCUGACUUCUUUUUAGGGUCAGACAAGGGAGAGGUUGAUAAUUUCCAUCAGAGCCAGGAUAGUUCUCCCCUAUUAGGGUAGGUUACACCAUAUAGACCAGUGUGAGGACAAGCACUUAACUCGCUCUCACUAACCCCAUCCAAGGUAACUAAUCCGUGUGCCACCAAGCCCUUCCUGACUCCAUGUAGGAAACGUUUAAAUGGGUAAAACCCACGGUUGUGACAGGUUUAACUCUCUCUAUAAUGGUUCUAUUCACGUAUCUUGAAAUAAAGUUAUGUGCUUGGUAAUCUCUUACAUUGUGUCCCAGAUAACACAGAAUUGAUUUUUAUAUUCUGCAUACGUCGCUCAUGGCCUAGUCUUGCACAGUAAUUGUUUCUGGGAAAUUUACUUCAAUUCAAAAUAAUUCUCAUGUUUUCCAUUUCUAGAGUAUCAGAACUAAUUUGGUUCCACGGUUAGACAUGGUUACUAUACACAAUGUGUGUGCUAGUAAUGCAGGAGACGUGCUGACCUUACAGCAAUGUUAAUUUGCACCUAUAUUGUCCAAUUCUUUUUAUCAAUUAAAGUCAGAAAGUCCUUAUUCAUGCUCCUUUUUUUUUUUUUUUUUUGCAAUUGAAAUCCCAAAUUUGGCUAUUUCUAGGCUUGCUAUGUAAACGAUUGACUGCAUCAUCUGCUAUGAUUAGCCCAAAUCCUUUGUAGCCAUUUGACAUGUUAUUGUCUUAAUAUUACACAUUUUGACAUGUCUACUGCUCUAAUUAGAUGACUUUUUUAUUUUUAUGUUUUUUACAUAUUCUAAGUCUCACACUCCAACCCAUAGGGAGAUUGCUGCAUUCCCUCUCACCAUUUUAGUUACUCCAAGCACAAUGGCCACUUCAGUGAUGUAAUCGUUUUGGCAUCACUAACCAGCCUGGAACAAUACGUCAGGGUAGCUAAUGUGAUUCUGUGCAUAUUGAACGUCUGAUGUGAGCACGCAUAGCUUGCUUAGGACAGGUGUCCAACAGUGUCAUUCUGUUUUUGUGCAGCUCCUAUCAAUUUAGGUACCAAUCCUAUUCCACCUGUGUGGUGAAUGGAACCUCUUCCAAGAUGUUAACGACUAAAGACCGGUUGGUUGAGCGUUACCUUCACUCCUGUGAACGCACUGGCUGCAAUGUGCAGAAAUCCAAAGCUCUAUACUGUUUUUUUUAUUUUUGUUUGAUUGUUUUACAGUUUUUGCUUCACCUCCAGUGAGGAGAGUCCCUUUAAUAGAGCCUCACAUAGCCUGCCAAUCUGGUAAAAUCUUGAUUUUUCACCAUGCAAUGAGCUUACCGGAUUGCUGUGCUUAGUAAAACAAAAUGAUCAGGAAUAGGAAUCAGCUGUACUGGAACAUGGACACCAUGAGUGAUGCAGAGUGAUGCGAUGGGAUUUUAUAGAUAUGUCACUCUAGAGCUAGAAAUUGUCAGUUCUCAUCAAAUCUCAUUAAGUAAUACGUGUUUGUUUUUCUUCUGGAAAGGCAGAGAGAGAGGUAAUCUGGAAAUGUAUAACAUGUCACAUUUGUGGGAGUGCCCUUUUAAAUUCCAGCCCGUGCAUCCAGUCUGUGGUCACCGUCUGAUCUGUAUUAUUAAAUGGAACUAAUCCAAUCAUAUAACCUGCCUUCUGCAGCAUGUGCUCACAUUGACUGGUGUAUGUAAUAACCUAGGUCUGUGAGCCUGCACUGGCAUUGCUUGAGUCUAACGGUUCACUAGUUUUAUUCUCACUGCCCUUCAGCCGGGCUAACACCAUGCUGUGUAUUUAUUUACAUUUCCUGAUUUGACAUUAUUUACCAGCUAAAACAUGCGGUCAAUUGGUGCCAGGUCUGUGAGCGUGACUGUCUGGCAUCCUUUGACAUUUGUUGCUCUUUGGCACUAUGACCCAAAAGGAGAACAAGCUAGAUAAAAAAACAAAAACAAAACUGUGUAUACCCAAAGGAACGGGUAAAAAGGCCCUUACUGCCAUUCACUGGUAACGAUGUAACUCCCGAUAAAUUCUAUUAAAGCGGUAUUCUAAGCACUGUUAACACGACAUUGUGCUGUAGUUGUUAUGGUGCCAGGAGUUCCAUGGGGUUGUCCCAUGGUAAACUGUCAGACUGUUUAUGAAUGGGGGGUGCCCACUGGGCUGCACUGAUAUGGUGAAGUGGAACCUCAUGUUUUUGCCUUGGCAUAGCAGCUUAAUGAAAUGAGAGCAGAGAACCUUAACCUAUUGGACUGGGCCAAUAUUACAUCUGUUUCUGUCUCUUACGCAGCCAUCGCUGUGCUAUGUUGUGUACUCACUAGAUAACGUUGUGAAAUCUCCAUAGAGAUUCCAUAUCACCACAUAUAUUUGCCAUUUAUGCACCUCAUGAGCUGGUAGGUUAGUUAUUGUAUCCACCCCACAUUCAGCAAGUGAUACUUACCUGAUACUCAUCUGUUUCUAACUUUGAGUCAUAUUAUGUUUUAAAAUACAUAUUUUAUAGAUGAAUUGUUUGAUUUCACGUUUAUUUUGUAAAAAAAGUCACUGAAUGCAUGGUUUGCAUGUGCCGGGGAGCAAAUGCAUCUAUUAAUGACUUUCAAUCGAAAGUCAGUGAAUCUGUAGUCUACAUAUGCUGAGGAGCGAUGUACUAGUAUGAAGGGGAAAUCCCCACUUCUCUAUAAAUUAAAACACUCCAUAAACCACAAAAUAGCACGAUUUAUUUAUUUAUUUAUUUAUUUUUGUAAUUUUCCAUGUGAUGUGAUAUUUUCUUUUAAAAGUACUUUUAAAAAAUUUUGCAAAUGACCCAACCCUUCAGUUUAGUCCUGGAAAAUGCUUUGGAAGAAAAGGAGAAAUAUUCAGGUUAUUGUGAGAAUUGCCAAACUCUAAACCGAAUUGACUUGGAGAAUUAAAUAAUAUGGCUAUUUUUGUCUAAAUUGGGAAAUUCACUUUGAAUUCCCGGCAAGUCUCUCUUGGUUAAUAACCCUGAUUGUUUAUUUAUAUCCUUAAUACUGACCGCCAGGGCGGAGCUUAUAACAAUGACUGACAGGGAGCGAAGAUGGAGGCACCCAGUUACAUGAUAGAGGUGUGGAUUUUCCAUUUUUCAAACUUUUAAGAUAUAUAUUUAUUAAAUAUAGGGAUAAAACAUAAUACAAUCAAGGGAAGUGACCGUUCUUCUGACAUGUUUUUGGUUUGUGUUAGUGAAUGCUUGUUUGUCGAUUCAGAGUCUGUGAAUGCAUGGCUUCCAAUACCUGGGAGAAAGAUGCUUUAAAUAUUAAUAGGAUUUAAUUGAUUGAGAGUGAGUGUCGCAUCUUGUAUUACAGGGACACCUCAGGAAGCAACGCGACUUAAGUGCAUUUUGCUACCUUGUCACAAAACCACUUACUUGUCAGACAUACGGAGUAUGGACUCGGCUCAGCCAGUGAGUGAGCAACGUCAACUGAUUUUCUGACAUGGCGCCGCCCCACAGCUAAUGAUUGUCCUCUUAUUACCUGCUCCCUUUCCACAUGGCACAGCAUUGAUGUAAUAUGCAUGUAUGAAGAGGACAGUGAUUGGCUGUGAGGGCAGAGUAACGUCAGCAGCUCAGCUCACACUGAUCUCUCAUUGGGUGAUGUACGCUGUAUUCGCUCCAGGAAAAUGUUUUGUAAAAAGAGAGGCGUGGCUUAGGGGGUGGAGUUAUAAGCCUGCAAUCAAUUUUCUUUUAAUGUAAAACUAAAGAGAUUUAUUUAAAUGUGAAAUGCACUUGACUUGGUGUAUUCAGAGUGUUCCUUUAAUGUCUUUUGAUCUGGUAUAUUAAAUGGAAACCGCGUCUGUUCCCUGUGCGUUGUGUGAGUGCAUAAUGUGUAACAUGUAAUGAGUAUGCUUUAUCUCCUGUGUAACAGGUCAGAAGACAUUUCCUCGGCUCCUUGCACAUUUUGUCAUAUCCCUUACGAUGAGCUAAACAUGCCCUUCCCAGCUCAUCUCACGUUCUGCUACAGCUGCCACAAAUACAAGGUUCCUGAUGUGCUCUUUACCACUAUAGACCUUCCAACCGACGCUCCUGUUAUAGGAAAAGGCUGUCUUAUACAAGCAAGGUAUUUUAUAGAAGUCAUUAAAGUUUGUUUAUUUUUAUUAAAGGAACACUCCAAGAACUAAAACUACUACACAUUCUUUCCUGGUGUCCUCUGAGUGUUGCUCACUACCUCCAUUACUGAUAAGGGGGAGAUGGAACCUAAGCAGGAAUUCUGUUAGCCGAGUGGCCAAUCAGCUAAUCCUUGCACUGCAUGAGAUCCAAUAGAAGUACCUGGUUAGGAAAACAAGCAUUUAAUUCACUGUCUGCAAAGCUAAACAACCAUCAUGUCAUUCUGGGGAUAAGGCAGACAUGUAACAUGUAAAGAGUAAUCUGGUUGUUAACCCUGAACAAACUUCGUCAGAACUUCAAUGGUGUUUGGUUCUCUUCUGGCCCUUUUUAUAAAUUCACAUAUUAAAGGGACACCAAAACAACUUGAUCAAUAAAACAGGGGAGCGCUUAGUAUAUAGUGCAAUGCAAGUUUGUGUAAUUCAGGGCUUCCCAAACUUUUACGGGCCGAGACCCACUUUUGAAAAUGAAGAUUUUUCGAGACCCACUCACUUUUAAUCCCUAUUUUAAAAAAGAAUAAACUUGGCACACCAUGGCAAUCUGGUUUAGAGGCAUAAAAUUGGAACACCAUGGCAAUCCGCUUUAGAGGCAUAUAUUUGGCACUUCAUGGCAAUCCGUUUUAGAUGGAUAAAAUUGUCACACCAUGGCAAUCCGUUAUAGAUGAAAAGUGUACAGAAGGAUCAGCGCUUAAAAAUUUAAAUGAAGGCAACACAUCUAAAGGAUAGGGCUCUCUCACAGGCCCUAUAGGUAUAAGGAAAAAGAGAAAGGUGGCACCACAGAGAUAAUAUAUAAAAAAAUACAUAUAAGCAAGUAGUAAUAUAGAAAUAAACAAUGACCUAUAAUACAGAGAGAGAGCACAAUAAAAAUAAUAUAUAUAAAAAUAAAGAUGUAUAAAUAUAAUCCGUCCAAAAAGAGUCCGGUAAAACCUUUUGGAUGAGAAAACAAUCAGUUCUUUCUGAGGUAGAGAGGUCUAUGGAGUAGUGGGAUCGAGGGGUUCGUGGCAUCUGUAUGAAAGAAAAAAGAAAAUCUAAUGGUGCAAUUAAUCACAAAAUAGGUAGCAGCCAAUAAAACAUGUCUAUAUUGUCCUAUUGUAAAAACUACCUCUAGUAUAACCUACCUACCUCUGGACUAUGUGAGUGUUCUAUUGGCACCUUAAAUAUCGCCUUGUUACAUUUUAUUGUAGUACCAAAACAACUUUAGCUUAAUGAAGCAGUGUUGGUGUAUAGAUCAUUCCCCUGCAGCCUGACUGCUCAAUUCUCUGCCAUUUAGGUAUUAAAGUACUUUGUUUCUGUUUAUGCAGCCCUAGCCACACCUUCCCUAGCUGUGACUGACAGUCUGCAUGAAAACAAUUGAACUCUAAUUAUAUACAGGAGGCUCCUGCAGGGUUUAGCAAGCUAUUAACAGAGCAGGAGAUUAGAAAUUCUAAAGUGUAAACAUUAGAUCUCUUUUUACAGGAAGUUUUUAAGAAGUUUGUGCAAGUCACAUGCAGGGAGGUGUGACUAGGACUGUAUAAACAAAGUGAUUUAACUCCUAAAUGGCAGAGAAUUGAGCAGUGAGACUGCAGAGGCAAUAUCUAUAUACCAAAACUGCUUCAUUAAGCUAAAGUUGUUUUGUGACUAUAGAGUUUAAUCCAGAUUCUUAGACAUGUUGAUGGAUUCUACUGAAUGAGCCCCAAAAUAUCCCAAUGUAACAGUAAUGCACAGUUGUUAUUGAUGAAUAAAAAAAUGUCUAUUUUUGGAGUCAAAGUAAGUAGUUCUGUAAAUUUCAGCAAGUUGCCAAUAAUAAAUCCCUGUUUAUCCUGUAACAAAGGUUGUGUCGUCUGAAAAAGAAGGCACAAGCCGAAGCCAACGCUACAGCAAUUAGCAACCUCCUCCCUUUUAUGGAGUACGAGCUGCACACCCAACUCAUGAACAAGGUGAAGCUAAAAAGCAUGAAUGCGCUGUUUGGCCUCCGCAUCCAGAUCACAGUCGGUGAAACCAUGCUGCUUGGAUUGGCAGUAAGUACUAAUCACACCGCGUGGACGGUAGCAAUCCGGUGGAAAUUGGACGGUAAAAAAAAAAAAUGCAUUAAUAGAAAAUACAGAAAAAUGCUAAUAUAAAAAUGAGUAAGACUGUCUGUGACACUCCUAAAUCUCUCCCUCUGUGUCCGCAGAAGGCUACUCUAAAAGUGUUCAUUCUACUAACUAGAGCAUAGCUUUAUUGAGCAUCUGAGGUUAUCCAGAGGAUUCUGGGAAACCUCAAACUGAAAGUGGGCGGCAGUUUAUCACUGAUCGCACUACUGGUAAUAGGCGCUUUGUAUAGUCUCUAGAAAUGAACUCCAAUGCUUACAUUAUAGUUUUAGCUGCAUAUUAAACUGAAAAGUAGAGAGAUAACGAGAGAGCAUGUCUGCGUUACAGUCCCAGUGCUUCUUCAAUGCAAGUAAAAUGUGUAAAACACAGCUCUCUUCUUUAUUCCUAUUUCAUUGUAUUUUCAGCAGGUUGGUAUCUAAAGUGAUAAUGCUAAUUAACCGUGUUGAUUUUAGUCUGCCACAGGUGUGUAUCUGGCUGCCUUACCUUCCUCUGGAGGGAUCCAGAUAGCUGGGAAAACGCCAAGUGACGGGUCCUAUGAUCAGCAUAUUUCUCAUGUGCAGAAAAAGAUUAACGAAACGAUUGCAAAAAAUAAGGAGUUUUAUGAAAUCAAUCCACCAGUAAGUUACACAUUUUCCAAGCUGGCAUGAGGUUUAUAUAUAGUAAGAUAAUUCUCCCACUGUCGCACCAGGCUUGUGGCGUGCAGCCCUAUUGUGAUUUAAUGUGUGUUCUGCUUAAUUUAUUACAGGAGUUAUUGGAGGAAACCAUAGGGUCCCCCAUCCCAGAAUCUCGUCUGCGUUCACGGUUAAUUAGAUCACAGUCUGAAAGCUCUGACGAGGUGACAGAAUUGGAUUUAUCUCAUGGUAAAAAGGAUGCCUUUGUCUUGGAGGUAAGAAAUAAUGGAUAUAGUCAUUUUCACACCUUCCAGUAGCAUUUUUAGAUGCAGAGAAUGGUUAAAGGUAAACUAUUUUAAUGAUCUGGCUUCAUUUCUGUUCUGUUUAACAGAUCGACGACACAGACGCUAUGGAAGAUGUGCAUUCGCUGCUAACAGAUGUUCCUCUUCCACCAGGUGUGGGGCCAGAAUAAUAUGUGGUUUGUGAAACUAUGCCACUCUAGCGAUUGGGCUCUAUGCUAACAAGCAUUGGAUGAUGUCAAGGGCAGGCAACGCAGACGUCACCUGAGCGAGAAUGACAGGGGUGGAUAAAAAGCUAGAUAUGAGUAACACAGAUGAUGAAUAUGAGACAGCAAUGCUGGAGACACUGUUGCAUUUGCCCUGGCAGUGAAAAGGUUAGGGUGAAAGUCUUUCAAAUUAAGCUGAAUUCUGGUCAGUAUAGGGAUUCGUUUUACGUGACUUUCACUAGGUAUACAUCUACAGAUGGCAAUACAUAACCAGGUUUAGAUAGGAAAACCCAUUCCUUUUCCCACAGUUAAAGCCUGGAAAUUGGUAAAUCUCACACUCUGGGUUUUAUCUGGCUUUACACCACCUUCUCACCCUGUUACUCUGAACGAUCCGCAUCCUCGUAAGACCUGGAGAUGCUGGCGGCUUGGGCUAUUGUUUACAUUAUGUUAACCCUGUAUUGUGCUUUUAACAUGGUGUCUCUGUAUUAGGGUUUUACAGCUGUAACACCGAAAUCAUGCCGGGAAUUAAUAACUGGACCUCGGAAUUACAGGUAAAAAUGGCUAUUCUGUCCCCUAAAGCAACUUUGAAAUGUAAUGGAAUUUCUGAAAUGGAGCAUUUUACUAGAGUCCUGUGAGUCUAAACUUUACAAUCUCAUUUGGAAUCAGAAAGAAGAUUGGCAAAUUUUCCAGUUUUAACUAACUAUUUUUUAAAAACCUAUUCCCGCUGUACCACUAGUUCUCCCCACUCUCCGGUGUAGUCUUGUACCAUGAUGCUCUCUCUGCUGUGUCAGUCCCUCUACCUUCCUCUCUGGUGAUAGUCCCAUGCAGUAGUGUUAUCUGCUGUGCCAGUCCUUCUCCCCUCUCCGGUGUAGUCCCAUACCAUGCUGCUCUCUGCUGUGCCAAUCCCUCUACCCUCCUCUCUGGUGAUAGUCCCAUGCAGUAGUGUUAUCUGCUGUGCCAGUCCUUCUCCCCUCUCCGGUGUAGUCCCAUACCAUGCUGCUCUCUGCUGUGCCAAUCCCUCUACCCUCCUCUCUGGUGAUAGUCCCAUGCAGUAGUGUUAUCUGCUGUGCCAGUCCUUCUCCCCUCUCCGGUGUAGUCCCAUACCAUGCUGCUCUCUGCUGUGCCAAUCCCUCUACCCUCCUCUCUGGUAUAGUUCCAUGCUGUACCAGUUUAACCCCUCCCACCCCCCCAAUGGUGCAGUUUCAUGCUUUUCUGUUACCUGCUAUACUAGUCAUUUCCCCUAUAAAGUGUAGUCCAAUGCUGUACUGUUUGCUGUCAACUGGAGUUCAUGACUUCGCCUUAAAUGUCUUUUUUCUGAUGAUACUAAGAUAUGUAACAGGGUUGAUGUUACAGGAGGGAUAAGGCAAAUGAUUUAGGUAAACAAGAAAAAUGGUCAGAGUUGUGGCAACUGACAUUUAAUUUGGAUAAGUGAAAGAUAAUGCAUCUUGGACGUAAAAACCCAAGGGCAGAGUAUAGGAUAUUUGAUACCCUACUUACCCCAACAUCUGAGGAUAUUGAUACUUUCGAGAGGGUUCAGAGAAGGGCUACUAAACUGGUUCAUGGAUUGCAGGAUAAAACUUACCAGGAAAGGUUAAAGGAUCUUAACAUGUUUAGCUUGGAGGAAAGAAGAGAUAGGGGGGAUAUGAUAGAAACAUUUAAAUAUAUAAAGGGAAUCAACACAGUAAAGGAGGAGACUAUAUUUAAAAUAAGAAAAACUACCACAAUAAAAGGACAUAGUCUUAAAUUAGAGGGACAAAGGUUUAAAAAUAUCAGGAAGUAUUACUUUACUGAGAGGGUAGUGGAUGCAUGGAAUAGCCUUCCAGCUGAAGUGGUAGAGGUUAACACAGUAAUGGAGUUUAAGCAUGCGUGGGAUAUGCAUAAGGCUACCCUAACUAUAAGAUAAGGCUAGGGACUAAUGAAAGUAUUUAGAAAAUUGGGCAGACUAGAUGGGCCGAAUGGUUCUUAUCUGCCGUCACAUUCUAUGUUUCUAUGUUAAACUUAAUGGCAAAUUCCUGUUGCUUUAGGACAGCGUACUAAAUUCUUGCUCUCAAUGUCUGUCUGUCCUGAUUGGUUAAGUCAGGCACUGGGUGCUAGAAUCUAUACAAUGCUGCAAGGAAUCAUGGGACAUGUACGUUAAUUUACAGGAAAUAUUGUAUGUGUGUGUGUGUAUAUAACUACUAACUUCUUAUAAAGAAGAAAAACCUUAAUUUGCUACGUUGGCUAACCUUCUUCUCUGAAAUGUGAAGGAGCCACUGAAAUCCCUUUGUUUUGACACUGCCUGUUCAAUUUGUUUUAAAGGAUACGCGCUGGAAGUGAUGCUCAUUUUCCCCUAACCAGAUCUCGCUUUGUGUUUCUGUCUAGAUGUUCACCUCAGUUCGAGUUAUCCGACUUUCUAACAUGAAUCUGACAAACCAGACUCUAAAUAAAAGCUUUAAUGAUCUCUGUGAGAAUCUGCUAAAGGUAUACAGUAUUCACCAGUUUUUCACCUACCAAAUGGUCACCAAGUCAUUAAUGGGCCACUCCAGGCUCCCACACACGUUAGAUGCACUGUGUAGGUUAGGUUACAGUUAGUUAUACUGGGUGGGUUUAUAUUAUUAAAGGGACACUCCAGGCUCCCACACACAGGUGCACUGUGUAGGUUAGGUUAAAGUUAUUAUACUGGGUGGAUUUAUAUUAUUAAAGGGACACUCCAGGCUCCCACACACGUUAAAUGCACUGUGUAGGUUAGGUUACAGUUAGUUAUACUGGGUGGGUUUAUAUUAUUAAAGGGACACUCCAGGCUCCCACACACGUUAGAUGUACUGUGUAGGUUAGGUUACAGUUAUACUGGGUGGGUUUAUAUUAUUAAAGGGACACUCCAAGCUCCCACACACGUUAGGUUACAGUUAGUUAUACUGGGUGGGUUUAUAUUAUUAAAGGGACACUCCAGGCUCACACAUGUUAGGUGCAUGGUGUAGGUUAGGUUACAGUUAUACUGGGUGGGUUUAUAUUAUUUAACAGACACUCCAAGCUCCCACGCACAUUAGAUGCACUGUGUAGGUUAGGUUACAGUUAGUUAUACUGGGUGGGUUUAUAUUAAUAAAGGGACACUCCAGGCUCCCACACACAUUAGGUGCACUGUGUAGGUUAGAUUACAGUUAUACUGGGUGGAUUUAUAUUAUUAAAGAGACACUCCAGGCUCUAACACACGUUAGGUUACAGUUAGUUACACUGGGUGGGUUUAUAUUAUAAAGGGACACUCCAAGCUCCCACACACGUUAGGUGCGCUGUGUAGGUUAGGUUACAGUUAGUUAUACUAGGUGGGUUUAUAUUAUUAAAGGGACACUCUAGGCUCCCACACAUGUCAGGUGCACUGUGUAGGUUAGGUUAGAGUUAUUAUACUGGGUGGGUUUAUAUUAUUAAAGGGACACUCCAGGCUCUAACACACGUUAGAUGUACUGUGUAGGUUAGGUUACAGUUAUACUGGGUGGGUUUAUAUUAUUAAAGGGACACUCCAAGCUCCCACACACGUUAGGUUACAGUUAGUUAUACUGGGUGGGUUUAUAUUAUUAAAGGGACACUCCAGGCUCACACAUGUUAGGUGCAUGGUGUAGGUUAGGUUACAGUUAUACUGGGUGGGUUUAUAUUAUUUAACAGACACUCCAGGCUCCCACACACGUUAGAUGCACUGUGUAGGUUAGGUUACAGUUAGUUAUACUGGGUGGGUUUAUAUUAUUAAAGGGACACUCCAGGCUCCCACACACGUUAGGUGCACUGUGUAGGUUAGGUUACAGUUAGUUAUACUGGGUGGGUUUAUAUUAUUAAAGGGACACUCCAGGCUCCCACACAUGUUAGAUGCACUGUGUAGGUUAGGUUACAGUUAGUUAUAUUGGGUGGGUUUAUAUUAUUAAAGGGACACUCCAGGCUCCCACACACGUUAGAUGCACUGUAAAGGUUAGGUUACAGUUAGUUAUACUGGGUGGGUUUAUAUUAUUAAAGAGACACUCCAGGCUCCCACAAACGUUAGAUGCACUGUGAAGGUUAGGUUACAGUUAGUUAUACUGGGUGGGUUUAUAUUAUUAAAGGGACACUCCAGGCUCCCACACACGCUAUAUGCACUGUGUAGGUUAGGUUACAGUUAGUUAUACUGGGUGGGUUUAUAUUAUUAAAGGGACACUCCAGGCUCCCACACACGUUACAUGCACUGUGUAGGUUAGGCUACAGUUAGUUAUACUGGGUGGGUUUAUAUUAUUAAAGGGACACUCCAGGCUUCCACACACGUUAGGUGCACUGUGUAGGUUAGGUUACAGUUAGUUAUACUGGUAACCUCUUUUCUGUUCUGUCUCUUGUAUUGCAGUGUUCAUUCUUAAAUAAUAAAGCUGUACUGGGUGUCAUCGUGCUGCACAGCGAAUGUUUCUAGGAGGUGUAGUUAAUCUGUUGUCUAAUCAGAAAGCUUGACACUUGUUCUACAACUCCCAGAAACCUUGUUGCACGCAAAGUACUGCUAUGCACAGUGCCAUGUGACAUUUCUGGAAAGUAAUGAUUGGGAAAGUCACUUCUGGUCUGUGCAAAAUAAAUUGCAAUUUAUUGUAGAACAUUUGUAGGUAUUACUCUUUAUCUGUAUAAUACACUGGUAUUCCAUCCUGGAAUGUCUCUUUAAAGCCAUUAUACAGGCAAAUGGAUGGGGAACUUACCUAGCUGUUCAUUGCCACUGACUGUAGAAUUAAUUAAGUUGUGUAAUUACAGUCACGAUUAUGAAAUAAAAUGUAGCAAAUCUCUGUAAUCUACAGAGUCUUUACUUCAAGCUGCGAUUCAUGGUCCCCUGCUGUCUGUGCCACGUCAAUUUCACGGUCGCCGUCCCAGAGGAUGAAUCCAUACAGGUCAGUGUGCUGGAAGAAAUGGCAUAUGUUUGGGGUUUUUAUGGAGUAUGUUUUACAUUGAAAGAUAAUCAAUGUAAGGUAGCCCGUAGCUUAUAGACUGAUUUGUUAUAUUUGAGCAAAUUCUUUCAUUCCAGGUUGCGGUUACCGCUGUAGCAAUCACAUUUGACAAACAAAAUACAUUGGAGACCAGUAAAAACAGAGCUGAAAAGGCACAGACAAGAGGUAACCUGCAUCACGCAUAUAAACUGUAAACUAAACUAUAUUUAAAAAAAAAAAAUGCAAAAUGCUAAAAGCUGAAUGUCCUUUAAAAGACCACAUUUUAUUUGAACAUUAUUGAACUAUUAUUAUUGUCAUAAAACACCCCUUUUAACUGGUUUAAAAAAGUCCUCACACUGCUGGCUCCCUCUGCAUCAUGCUGCUUCAUUUUUGCUACAAUACUCAUAGCUUGAGGACCUUCCAAUCAUAAUUUUCAAGGUUCUACCGCAUGCUUUCAGGGUCCUACAUUGUCAGCUACUUUCAGAACCCAACCUUAAUGAACGUCUUCAGAACACCACUACUGUCCACCGUCAUUGUCUGCUACUUUCAGAACCCAACCUUAAUGAACGUCUUCAGACCCACCACUACUGUCCACCGUCAUUGUUAGCUACUUUCAGAACUCAUCCUUAAUGAACAUCUUUAGAUCCACCACUACUGUUCACCGUCAUUGUCUGCUACUUUUAGAACCAAACCUUAAUGAACAUCUUCAGACCCACCACUACUGCCCACAGUUACUUUCAGAACCAAACCUUAAUGAAGAUCUUCAGACCCACCACUGUUGUCAACCCUCAUUGUUAGCUACUUUCAGAACCCAACCUUAAUGAACUUCUUCAGACCCAUCUUUAAUGUCCACCUUCAUUGUACGCUGCUUUCAGCAACUGCGAGUACCCGGCCACGCAGUACCUUCAACUUUUAGUUCCUGGCAGUACCCUCUACCAUUCGUGCACUGUUCCCGUUUUACAAGUAGGAGUUUUGUUCGUACAAUAAUAUUCUGUUGUGAUGAGAAAUUCGUAAGAUCACCUGUUGUCAUGAACUUUGUUGUUUACAUGUUUCUGUGGUUUGGUUCUAAUUUUGUCAAAGGCUGCAUUUAGGUUUGGUGUCAGAUGAAGCUUCAAGCUCUGCAUUUGUUUUCAUACUGUAGAAUUGCACUAUUACAAAUUACUUUAAAUGCUGACUUCUGUUGUAUUUUAUUUUUAAGCCUCUACAGACAAUGAAGAUCAGCUUCAAUUCUCCAUGGAAUUAAACUCUGAUUCCCCAAUUUCCUAUCCAUUCUCACCAGUUAAAGGUAGGUGCUGUUUCCGGGAUACACUGUGCAUGCUGCACCCGAUCCUUGCAACCCUAAGAAAGUUAUUAAUGUUUUAGGAUUUACAAAUACGUGUUUCUUGUUCAUUAAUUUUCCUGUGUAUAAAUAAAUGGUACUUCUCUAUGCAUUCAACUGCAGAAUGAAUGCAAAAUACAUACUUGGCCUAAUCUCGGUAGAGAUAUAAUGUUUGGCACUUUACUGGCUUUUUAAAUUACACCCUUGGCAUUUUUUCAGUGAUGGUGGAUGUUAAAUUGCCCCUUCUGUAACUUGUGUGCGAAACUAGUUUCUGACAUUACCUCAACAUUGCAAGGUGUGGUAUAGGCUGUCUAAUAUAGGCCGUAAUUUAUUGUAUUUGGGUAAACUUUUAAUAUCUUUAAUGUUCAAUGUAUAUAUUAUAUCAAAAUAAACCCUAAACCCUUUUUUUAUAUUUUGAAAUUAAUUAUUUUUUAAGUUUGUCCAAAAAUAUUUAAUAGUUAAAAAAGCUUAUCCGCAAAUAUUAAGUUGAUGCCAUCAUUGCUAAGAUUAUGGCCCAUUUCUGCUCUAACUAACAUCUCAAAUCCCACGGCCGUUUAUGAAAGCUUUGAAAUAAGACAAAUAUACAGAUCAGGAACACAGUGUAAAGAAUGCUUGGAAUUUCUCAGACUGAGAGAGACUGAUGCAGAAAUUACAUUGUACAGCGCUAUGGAAUCUGAUGGCGCUAUAUACGGUAAAUAAUAAUGUGUUUAUUCUUAUUGCAAUAAAUACCAUCUGUAACAUUUCACUUUAGAUGUCCAGGAGCGAACAGGCUCCCUGGCUGGAACUACUGCCACUCAGCGAGGUAAGUCUGGAAACUCCAACACUCUUGCAAAAUAUACAUGAUUUUUAUUUUUUGUUUGUAUGGUUUUUUUGGGAUUUUUUUUUUUCUUCUCAAGUGCAGAUCGUUUGCAUCAUCCGAAGACAUUGCGAUGAGCUAAAGACGUCAUCCAUGUUUUUUGUUUUUUUUCUUUGUUUUGUUUUUGUUUUUCUGUCUGUGUGUUUCCAGCUACUCCCGCUGAUUACAGUUCCUUUGCAGACAGAUGCAACAGCUGGAUAGAGCAGAUUAAAAUGCGAGCGCACACCAUAAGACGCGGAUCAGUUAAGACAAGUAGGCCGCUGUUGUUUCUCCUCUCUGAUGAUUAUCCGAGAUCCACGGUGAUGGCGGUGGACCUCGCUAUUCAUUAAUGGCUACAAAGAUCAAAGCACAGCCUUAGCAGAGUGUGAAAGCUGCUGACCCCCCAUUCUCCCCACCCUUCAUUGAAUGUACACAAUAUUCCCUACGCAAUGUCUGGCUCCCAGACAUCUAGAACCCUGCGUGAUCCCUAAUGUACAGCUCCGCACUUUAUCUUCUAGGAAGGAAUAAUCCGUUCUUAUUAAUAGCAGAUUGUUAAAGUAUGUCUCAUCCAACAACUCCUGCUUUUAUUUUAAAUGGGUCCAAUCAUGACUUUUUUUUAUUAUUUUGUUUCCAUUUUUCUUAAUUACCUUCUAUAGUUUAACGUUAUCUUUGCAGCACAUUCUGAGUGUUACCCUCAACUCCUAGCUUCCUGAUAUUUCCAGCUGCCAUGAUAGAAGUCUGUCUCACUCUUCCGGUAAAUAUGGAUAGCAGUUAUAUCCCAUAGUAUCUGCACAUCCAUGUACCUUGGCCUGCACUCUGCACCAGUUAAAUCAUUCUCUGAUUUAAACUUUGUGUGUCAGAACAUCCCUAUAACAUGGGAUUAAUAACAGAAAAACACAUAUGUAACUGAUUAUAUCGUGGUUUGUGGGGACUUGACCAUAGAAGUGUGGAUUUCUGGCCUAAACUGUCAAAUUGGGGUGGUGGGUGUCUUGGAAGGAAGGACUACACGGCGUGGCUUGCUCUCUUACUGUCUUACUGGCUUCUAUAAAAUAUUAUUUUCCCCGCAGUCUCUUUCUGGAUAUUAACGGGCUGGGGAUCUUCCAGCAAUCUCUGUUCCCCAUUUGUGAAGUUUAAACAUUGUGCAGCACAUAGUUCGCAUGUUUGAUCAGAAUUUCUGUGUGCAGUACAUGACUCCCCAGCUACUAUUACUACAAAUCAAAACCCGUCUGUGAGAGUAUACUUGACUACCCUGUCAAUCAGAACCCAGCUGUGGGAGUAUACAUGAUUUUUCUACCAAUCCGAAUCCGGCUGUAGGAGUGAAUUUGGCUCCUCUGCUAAUCAGAAUGCAAUAUUGGGCUUAACAUAGAUCCCAUGGCUGCCAGAAUCCAUCUGUGGGACUGUACAGUGCUUGAGUACCAAACAGAGCACAGGAGAGGUUUGUAUGUGGCUCCCCUGCUAGUCAGAAUAUAGCUGUGGGGAUGUACAUGGCUAGUUUGCCAUCAGAAUACGACUGCACAAUUUAGGUGGCUGUUUGCUGGUGACUUUGGUAAUUGGACAGUGAAGCUCUGUGAGGGAACGUGGAUGCAGUGAUUUGAAAUAUUAGCAGUGCUGCUUGGGUGGGAAAUAUUUUAAAAAUCCUUCUAUUCAUACUAGAAUUACCAUUUUGUAUAUUUCUUACACUUGCGUGAUACAGGUUAUUGAGUGUUGCCUUAACGAUGCCAGACAAUUCCUAAAAUAACCUUAUGUGAGUCCCGAUUGUAUCCUUAAAAUGGUAGAUUUUAGUAUUUUUGAAAGAUUAUUUUCCUGGCCUAUCGGAUGCCUGGGAGUUUGUGUGCAAAUAUUAAUUCCAACUUUCACACUCUACCAAAAAAAACAAUCUAUUUGUCCAGCUCAUGUGGUUUUGUUUAUUUUUGUAAAUUCUUUGAUAUUCUUUUUCAGUUCUUCCUUUUAAUUAUUUUUAUACAUUUGUUUCUGGUCAUACGUGAUUCUUUUUGCAGGAAUGCCACUUCUUCUCCAAGGUUUCUGCAUGCAUACCCUCGCAUGAUCUCAGUCACUGGCUCUUUAAUGACCGUCCUCUGCUUGAGCUUCAUCACUGCCGUAUCUGAAUGUCUCGUCCCGGGGUUAAUCCAGGGCUAUCGCUGUAUCUCUGUGCAUGAACAUGCCUCUCUCCUUUCUAACUUGUGUCUUGGUCCUUUUCUAUUCUAGCUACUUCUCUUGAAAAGGCAAGUCCAGUGGCUGAAGGACACCUGAGAAUUCGAUCCAUCACAUCCUCCACCAGUCCCGUAGUCACGGUGGUGAAAAUGACACCUCUUUCUUUCAUUCCUGGGGCCAAAAUAACCAAAUUCCUUGGCAUUAUCAACAUGUUUUUUAUAAGAGAAACAACAUCUCUGCGUGAGGUGAGCUGGUGGUCAGAAAAGCACAUUUACAUUCAUACACUAAAGCAAACCAGUAUUUAAAGGAACAUUCUCAUUAAUAUAACUAUAGAUAUCUCUCUCCCUUAUGUGUAUGUAAUUUUGUUUAGAUGGGUUUCCUUAAUCUGUUUAUUAUACUGGCCUCCUCUAGCUGCUCUGAUCACUUGGACUGUAAUGCCCACUGUGUACCCAGCCUUUCCCAUUCAGUACUAAUUGGUUGUGCAUUGUGCUUCCUCCAGGAAGGUGGAGUCAGUGGUUUCUUGCACGCAUUCAUCUGUGAAGUGUUUGCCAUGGUCCGUGCCCACGUGGCAGCUCUUGGGGGCAACGCUGUGGUCUCGUACAUAAUGAAGCAAUGUGUAUUCAUGGAGAACACCAACAAAAACCAGGUGAUGUUUUACUUUUUCCCAAGCAAACGUGUUCUCAGGGGCAGUUGGUGGGUAGAGAUGGAGAAUUGGCUUUAACAUACCGGACUGCUCUCAGGUAACCAUUUUAUGACACAUGUAUUGCGUAGAGAUAAAUAGUGAAACACAUUGCAGAGGAUUAUAGAGUGCUGACAGAUUUUGACUUGUACAUUGAAUAUCUCGCUGUCCUUUGUAGGCGCAGUGCCUGAUUAACGUCAGCGGAGACGCAGUGAUCUUUAUUCGUGAAUCUGAACUGGAAACCGUCUCAGUCCCUUCAGGGACGUCGACCACUGCUUUGGAAGGUUUAGGGGAUGGUGCAACCUAAAUCCACGAACAAAGUACAGCCUUCGGAAGAGACAGAUUGUAGAAAAUGGACAUUUCAAUGCUAUUUAUUGAAUAAUGAACACAGCAAUAUCCUGUUUUGUAAUCACAGCAUUUUUAAACAGGACUUUAUACACCGUAAACUGUCAUAAAACCACACCUGUUUUCAGGCAGCAGACACGAUACCAUCACAUUUAUCUGCAUGGAGUUUCAUGCUCAGUCACCAUGUUGAGUGAUAGUAAUGUGCAUCUCUCAUGUAAUAUUUAUUAUUGAGGUUUAAGCAAGGCCAGAGUGUAUUUUAUGUAAAAUAUCCCUCUAAGAGACGCUGGGUAAGAGAAUGAGAGGGGCAGAAUGUCAACGUUUUUCAAUCUAUACGCCUGGUACUAAUGGACCAUUGACUAUAUAAAUACUAGUCCAAUGGCAGAGGGUACAAUAGUAAGGAGAAGGAGGGUAACGCUCUGUCUUUAUAAAGAACUGCUAAAUUACCGUAAGAAUGUGCAUAAGUUGGUGUCAUCUUCACGUAGAGUAACUGUAAAACAUUCUGCUAGCACUUUCAGCAGUAAUGAGUGGAAACUGCAGAGAAACUAACAAGAACCCGUGGAACAUGUUCAUUGAAAUGCCUCAUUAUAACGCUAAUGGGAUGCAGUGGUUACAGCUGCAGGUUAAAUCAUCUUCUAAUUUUAUUUCUAUUUAGGGCUAUCUCGGAGAGUGUCCCACUUGUUCUACUGAACCCAAGCAUUAACGUAUUUUGAGUUUUAUGGGAUUCUGUCCCUCCUGGGGUGGUUUGACAGAUUUCACGUAAUCCCAUGGUUGCACACCCAACCCUCAUUCAGUACAAUCUAAUCUGAUCAAUGAAAAAUGGACCUAUAUACAGGAUGCUUGAAAUGUCUAGGCCCUGUACAAUAGCCAGAAUCUGACAAUGUCUGCAAGGUAAAGAAUCCCCAUAAUCAUCACUAAGAUACAAGCUGAGCCCUGCACAAAUUAAUAAACGGGUUACCAAAAAAUUCCCUUAAACUCAUCCACACACAGAUUACCAAAUCCGUUGCCAUGCUCUUCUUGGCAAAACCAGGCAAUCAUUACCAAAACCUUUGUUUAAUGGGGAGAUAUUGAAAAUUCCUGCAGAUUGGACAUAACAUCAAAAUGUUUAUCAUAAGGUCAGCGCUUUUGUGUUUGUACUGCUGUUGUAGGAAAGCAAGUGAUGAGAGUUGCAGUCCGUCUGUAUGCUGUGGAAGUUUAAAAUCGGUUCCAGACGUUAUGCUACAGGCACUUUGUAAAGAGCUUUAAAUGUUAUAUUUUUGAUACGUCUCUGCAACACGGGUCAUUAAGCACGUUUGAUGAAAAAGAAAUGGCAAAACAUUUUAUGGAAAGUCUCCAAUAAAGUUCUAAAACAAUCCAUGCGUAACUGCAUGUGCUCUGCAGAAAUGCUGUAAAUCUGAAUCGUGCGAAUGUUGGGCAUGCUACAGAUUGCUAGCAAUAAAUAAAUAAUUUUAAAUGGCCUUGGCUGAGGAA